AGUACUGUAUAGGUUAAGGCUAAAGGUCGAUCAUGGGGAAAAGAAGUAUAGGCCCGUGCGAAUGACAUCGCUGACUCGGUAGCGAGCCCUUCUUUUGGCGUGUGUCGGUGUUCCUCUUGACAUCACAAGUUCACAGACAUAAUAGGACUUUAGCCAACUAAUCCCGGGUGGCGCAUAGGACCUAAGCGUACGCUUCGGAGUAAACGGGGGAAAUAACUGUGUCUAUUUUGUACUGGGAGAAUGCCCGUCCCUACACGGUACAAGAGAUCACAUUCACAUUUAAAAGUCACUCGUGGAGGAAAAGUACUUCUAUCAUCAACUGGUGAUUGUAAGUAGGAAGUGAUUGUUGUUUUUUUUUGUGCACUUGUUCAUGAGUGUAUGUGUGUGUGUGUCUAUUUGAAUUGGGGCAGUAGCUAGCUAGUUGACGUGUGUGACAAAGAUAUUUAGUUCAAAUCAUACAUGAAAGGAUGGUUGUUUAUUUCCAAUGACUUGAAUUGGGGUUGGAAGAGUAAACUGAGUAGGAUUCAGGGAGAUUUUUCAAGUGAUCACCGGUCAAGUUACCUUGCGUUGAAUACUGUCAGUGUUAGUGGCAUCACACGCGAGAGUGCUGUCGUGGCAUGACAUGUUCAAAUGAUAAAACUGAUUUUUAUUUCUUACACAUGUUGCUAUUCAGUCUUAUGUUGUUACAUUUCUGAUUGGUGCACUGAGCCCAAGGACGAAGAACAUUGUUUAAUCUAUUGUGGUGGGAUUUUCGCGUUGAAGAUAGAAUGGAAGAAAAUGUCCGGUUUAGGAGAGUGCGCCAAGUGAAAGAAUCGCCAAAUCGCCGAAUAGCGAAAUCACGUCAAGCUUCAGGUUAGUGCGAGUUAUUUUACAGACAAGAUGCACUUCUUUAUAUCACAACAGCAUUCAUAACCUGUGGCAGUGUCGGCUGCUGAGUUAAAUUAGUUGGGGGAGAGUGGGGGGGGGGGGUGCUGCUUCGGAAAAUUUUAAGCCAUCGUUUUAAUUAAUAUUAAGCAAAACGAAAGCCAUAGGAAGAAAUGUAUAAUGAUAGCAGCCUGCACGAAGACAUCAUUUUUAACGUAAAUAUAAGUGUUCCGGUCAUCAUGUACAGUUCAUUACAUUCAGAAAUUCUUAUUAAAGUAUGAGAGACUAAAGAAGGACACGCACUGAUACAAAAUUGGAACUGCGUGAGCGACAGUGCGUCUCUCCACCGUGGGUCCCCUUCUUGCCCUUGAUGUGUGCGCAUGCACGUAACAACCAAACUCAGCAUCACUGGAACUAUGAAGGACACAGUUCCAUGAUCGCAUUUUUGUGUUAUUACUGUACACAAGCCUUCACUGCCUGCGUGUAUCAAACAUCUUACAUCAUUUCUAAAGAGUGUUACAUUUUUUUAAAAAGCUUUUUUAAAAGUUAAAAAGUUUGUGUUUAAAUUGAAACGUAAUUAUUGUAAUACCCAUGUGAUCCUAAUUCACUUGGUCCGCCCAGUGUUGGCAUAUAUAUGAUCAUAAUGGUCGGUCCAGUGUUGGCCUAUAUGUCAUCACAUUGGCCCGUCCAGUGUUGGGCUAUCGGUGAUAUAAGAAAGAGACUAACAUUUAAUCAUGGCAAUCUUAUUUUCAAUGUUUAAUCACAAGUUAACAAUACAAACAUGAACAAGUUAACAAUACAAACAUGAACAAGUUAACAAUACAAACAUGAACAAGUUAACAAUACAAACAUGAACAAGUUAACAAUACAAACAUGAACAAGUUAACAAUACAAACAUGAACAAGUUAACAAUACAAACAUGAACAUUUAUUAGAAACUGAAACGAACAAUGGUUGAUCCAUUUGUCAGAAACACAGUCCUAUUAAUAUUGGUGUUGUACGCAAUGAAGAUUAGAACUAGAUUUAUACAUUUAAAAAAAAGUCAUGCGAUUUCAUAUGGAAAGAUGUAGACGGAAAUCAUGCUAAAUGUAUAGUUACUGUCCUAAAGACUAGGCUCUGAUACCCCGAGGAGUAGCUAGAGUGUUGGGCGUCGGGUGACAAUAUUCAUUUUGACGCCCCUCUGUUACUCCGAAAGACAUUAUUUUCAUCAAUUUUGGCGCCCCUAAGUAGUCUGGCCCCCCGGAGAACUCUGACCUCCCCCCUGUUCCUCUCAGCUACGCAUCUGCUGAUGCUGGGGACACCCCUCAUACUUCUGAAAAUGGUUCUGAUGCCUAGUGACGCCCCCCCCCCUUAUGCUCCCUAAAGCGGCUAUGGUGCAAUGGGACCCCCUCCCCCCGUUUGCGACCCCCUUCCACUCCUUAAAAUGUCCCUAAUUUUAAUCCAAGGUACAACACUCAAGCAGGUGAGGUCAGCAACGCCAUUUUAAGACACAUUUUCAAUGGUUUNGUCCCCUUCCCCACAUCUGUUUUAUGCCUGUCGCUGAACUAUAGUUCUCUUUUUUUGUGUUGGCUCGUUACAUUUAAUCAGUGAUUAUUAAGACCAAUAUUAUGGAACAGCUUAAAAAAAAUGAAACACAACAAAAAAAAACAACAAUAUUAUAGUUAUCCCCCCUUUGAAAGAUCUUAUUUUUUUAAAGUUAAAAAAUAUAUUAAUGGAUAAGUAUUUUGUUAUACCGCAAUGUCAAAUGAGUGUCAACAAUGUCUGCGUCCUAGAAGUUAGGAGUUGUUUGUGUUUAAUAGCCGCAAUCGUGAUUAUUUUCUUCAUUAAAAAUAAAUUCGAAAAAUGGUAAAGUUGUUAAUAUGAUGGAUAAACUUAGAUUGUAUUCAUUCAAUACUGACUAGACUAAUGAAGUUUCUUUCGUUGGUUAGGAAUUAGGCAUUAGGCCAUUAGGAUAAAACAGAAACUACUCUUAAAAAAAAAAAGCAACUUAAACUUAUUUUUAUUAUAUUUGUGCAGAAGAAUUUAAUAAAAAUAACACUUAGCUGAGAUGUAGUAUCCGAGAAGGCAUCAAGAGGAUUGUGUGAGACAAUCGGAUACUAUAUUUCAUUUCAGCUAAUUGUUAUUUUUAUUUAAUUCUUCUUUUACUGUUGUUUGUAAGCUGAUGAAGGCUUCUUACUAAAUCUUAGGCUUCUUACAAAAAAAACCCAUUUCGUUGUUUUGUUGCAUUCCUUUUUCAUUUUUUUCCCCCAUGCCUACACUCAUAAUUUGUUUCACUCAUUUCCAUUUUUAACAAUAAACUAGCAGCGACUGUAAUAGUAAUCCCAUAACAUCAUAACUGUCCGAUUCUGAUGUCUGUACUUGUACUGUUACUGUGUACUCUUUACUGUAAAAUCAUAAAAACAUAGACAAAACCUAGUAAUAUGUGAAAAUGGAAUGUAAAUAAUAUUCAAAUAUGUAUAAUUCAAAUUCAGUGAAUUACUUUAUUAUUGCUUACUACUAUUAAAUAUUACUAAUUAUUACUAAAGUGGAGUAUAAGUAUGGUCUAUCGGUAUCUACCACCAAGUAAGCUACAUGGUAGUUAAGGAAAAUAAUAGUAGGCCUAAAGUUAAUAUUUUACCAAUUUAUAAUACAAUCUCAAACUCAUAUUCACUAUGCAUCUACUGUUAGGGAUAGAUGUGGUGCUCUGUCUUUGAAAGGCCCUAUGUUCACUCCUCAGAAAAGAGCUCUUAAACUUGUUGUUGCUAAUUAUGAAAUUCCUUCAAAUUCUAAUAAAAUCUACCACCUUCUUUUUCCUUUAAAUUCUCAUUCUCCAACUUAUAAUUAAACCACAUAAAAUGCAGUAAAUUUUAUGCAACAUGUUUACAUUUUCCACUGCUUGGUUUUCGGAAAGAUCUAAUAUAGCUUGUGACUAAUAAAUAGUGUAGAAACUUUAUUCAGAAGCUAACCCCAGAAGCUAACAUCAUGAAUUGAUUUUAUAAUGGGUAUGUUCUCACUGUAUUUUUGUAGCAUUCUAACAGUUCCUUUCAGCCUUAUGUUUUGGGUAUGUAAUACCCACACAUCUGGUCCAAAAUCAUCUGUCAAUCCUUUCAGAGUUUUUUUAUUUCAAAAUCAAUCUUUGCUGAAUGAUGAAAAAGAAAAUUAGCAAAAUAAGUCUGGCGCAAGUCAUCUUUUUAGGUAACCAUUUAGCUACCGGUAAUAAAUUAUUUUUUUUUAUAAAGACCCUCUCUAGUAUUUUUUCAAAGUAUUUCAAAGCUCAAAAUUAUUGUUAAAGCCAAUAAAUAUUUAAGGUCUCCAAAUUACAUUUAGAAGAAAGGCUAAAGAUACUUAAAAUAUUUAAGGAAAAAAAAAUAAUUAAUUUAUUAUUGAAUUAUACAGAAUGAUGACCCUACUGAAUAGCUGACACAACAAAAAGUUGUUAAUAGAGGGGAAUUUAAGUUUUGAGGAGUGCGAAAAAUACGUCAACCGACCAGGUCUUCAGCAACAGAUUUUGGCCUGUACAUUAACUCUAUCAAACUGGAAGAUAAAGAGAAGAAGAAUUACGACCUAAGGCAAUGCACUCGGUUAAAGAAAACAUACCUGAUUCCUACUCAAUCAAACCUUGAUGCAGCCUCAGACAAAGCCUUCAGAAGACAGGUUUAUAUUUACUUUAAAAAGUUGACCUUUUUUUAUUUUAAUUAAAAUUUUGCCUGACUUCCAAAGAGUCAAAUGAAAAAUGAAAUAAUUUUCUAUUCAGUUUGCUUAAAAUUUAAAAAAAUUGCGUAUCUAGAGGUCUUCUUGCACUGUAAUUUAUUCAUUGCAAUUGUUUUACUUCUUCCUUCCACUAAUGACUCUGUGUCAGAUUUUCUCCCAGACUCAGAUCAGUAUAACCUUGAAAAAUAUUUUUCGUCAAUAAUCACCUUACACGUAACAUAGUACCUGUUACACAAGCUAUACCUACCUACUUCUCUGCAUCCUUUAUGUCAUCACAUAGCUCCUGUCACCAAAACCCUUCUUAUACCUACCUACUACUCUCAAAUCCUAUGAGUCAUGAAAGGGAAUGACACUAGAUAGAGAUUGCAAAAUUAAUGAUAUCAGACCUUUAGCAUUUAAUUAAAUUUUGUGUGAUUAGUGAGUGUCCCUAAGUUUGGGGGGGGGGGAUAUGUAAUGUUAGUGGAUGUAACAUUUCCUAUAAUGGUGCUGUAAUGGUUUUGUUUUGAGAAAAGGAUCCCUUUAAUGUCAAUGUACCUCAUUUUGCUUGUCCGAUGUAGGCUAUUGACCACUUCAUAUAUUAAAGUAUUUAAAUGCAUGCAAUAAAAUUGCACAGGAAAGGCAUUUCAUGGGACAACAGUUUAAGAAAUUCAGUUUAAAGGUGACUGCCCCUUCUCAAACCAUUUCCAUUUCACCACAAUGUAUGUUUCUACAGCUAAAAAGUUACGUCCCUUAUUACUAUUUCUUUUGGUUCCACUAAUCUUUUCGUCUUCCAAGAGACAGCAAUGCCUGGUUAGUUUAAUUUUCCCCUAUUUUUAACCUCUCAUAUUGGUGCAGCUGAACUAAAUCUGUUCUUUUGAUAAAAUUCUCUCAUCAAUGUUCGAGUUCAUUUCACUUAGUGUUAUUUUUUGCCUUAUGUUUUAAAAUACUCAAAAUUUGUCAUUAUUUUCUAAUGGUAAACAUGGUCAGAAUUUGUCAUUAUUUUCAAAUGAUAAACAUAGUCUGAAUAUGCCAUUAUUUCCUUUUGGUUAACAUAGUCUGAAUUUGUCGCUAUUUCCUAAUAGUCAGCAUAAUGUGAAAUUGUCAAUAUUUCCUAAUUGUCAGCAUAAUGUGAAGCUGUCAAUAUUUCCUGAUGUUCAGCAUAAUGUGAAUUUGUCAAUAUUUUCUUAUGGUCAGCAUAAUGUGAAUUUGUCAAUAUUUCCUAACGGUCAGCAUAGAUCUUUAAAAUUAAGCUAUUGCUCCUGUUUGUUAUGACAUUUAAUGGCAUUGUGAAAAUAUAGGAGCACUAUUCUUGGUACAUAUUCUUCGUAAGGUAAUUUGUUUGUGGAGACAUGCGGAAAGGUCAUAGGUAAUUUGUUUGUAGAGACGUGCGGAAAGUUCAUAGGUAAUCUGGUGGUGGAGACACCAGAAAGGUCAUUAGGUAAUUUGGUGGUGGAGACAUGCGGAAAGGUCAUAGGUAUUUUGGUGGUGGAGACAUCAGAAAGGUCAUGGGUAAUUUGGUGUUGGAGGCAUCAGAAAGGUCAUGGGUAUUUAAGUUGUGGAAACAUCAGAAAGGUCAUAGGUAAUUAGGUGGUGGAGACAUCAGAAAGGUCAUAGGUAAUAGCUUUGUCUUUGCAGCAGACGACUGAAUCAUUGGUCGAGGUGUGUGGUGCGAGGGAGGGAACGAAUGAAUCCCAAAUAUGUCAAAUUGAAAGAAAUACCCAAAACCGGAUACAGUUAUUAAAAAUGAUUGCGUAAAGACAUAUCCACCCAGAGUGGUUAUGGGGGCUAUACUCCACAGGUAUGAAACCUUAAAAGUUUUGAGUCCUUUAUUUUAGCUAUGCACGCCCCCCUUCCCUAACCCCCAUAUUUUUUUUAAUUUUUAAUGUCCCAUCCACAAUAGGCCUAUUUUCCCCCUUGCUUAGUACUCGUAGUUCGAAUACAGGCCAUCUAUUUGAAAAGGAGACACAACAGAUAGGGCUAAAGUACACAUUCAAAGGAAAGGUCAAAAUUUAAAAUAGCUUUAGGUUGAGAAACCACUGUGAAAUAUGGCAUCACUGGUCUGUUACUGUUAUGUCAUCAGUUACUGUUAUGUCGUCAUUGGAAUCAGUAAACAUGUAAAAAUAUGAGAUUGAUGCCUCAUUAAUUUUAUUUAUCUGGUUGAAGUUCACCAAUCAUCAUAAAAGAUACGCAUCAAAGUUAUUUGAUAUCAGUCGCUAUGAUUUUUAUAAGUUUAAAUGUCUGAUCAAAUAUUAAACUUAUUCUCAAUUCUGUGUAAUCCGCCCAACAAAGAAAUGCGUGUAGGCUGUCUAUAUGUUAUUCCCACUCUGAGUGCCUGAAUUCUCAUUCUGAGUGCCUGUAUCCCACUGUGAGUGCCUGUAUCCUCCUGUGAGUGCCUGUGUCCCACUGUGAGUGCCUGUAUCCCGCUGUGAGUGUCUGUAUCCAAAUGUGAGUGCCUGUAUCCUUACUGUGAGUGCCUGUAUCCCAAUGUGAGCGCCUGUAUCCCACUGUGAGUGAGAGUGGUAUAGAACAAUGUUAUGCGGAGUGGAGUGGUAGAGAGCAAUAAUUUUAUAUGGAGUAGGGGUGGUAUAGAACAAUGUUAUAUGGAGUGGGGGGUAUGGAACAAUGUUAUAUGGAGUGGGAGUGGUAAAGACCAAUGUUAUAUGGAGUAGGGGUGGUACAGAGCAAUGUUAUAUGGAGUGGGAGUGGUAUAGAACAAUGUUAUGUGGAGUGGAGAGCAAUAAUGUUACAUGAAUUAAGGGUAUUAUAGGGCAAUGUUAUAUGGGGUGUGGUGAUAGAGAGCAAUGUUAUAUAAAAAUCAUUUUAAAAAAAUUUUGAUUCAUUCUUAUUUUUGCUAAAUUUCUUCUUUUCAAAUUUCCAAAAUUAGCAUAAAUGAUUAUUAAAUUUUUAAAAAAAGUUUUUUUCGCCUGCAGCAUUGAGCACAUUUGUGUAAAACAUUUUUUUCCGGCUGUUAGUAGGCAAUUUGACUCUUUCGAGACUUUUUUCGGUUUUAUCGGGGUAAGGGAUGGUUGUUGAUAUGUUAUUUUAUAAUGAUAUGAAAAAGGGUAGGGGACUGGUCAGUGGAAAUGUUAUGUCUAUGUAAAGUAAUAAGGUGUAAGGGUGGUAAAAUUUGAUAUUUUUGCGUUAUGUCAUGUUAUAUGUGCACGGCGCCUUAAAAUCAUUCGGAAGUCUUGGAAUGUACGAAAUGUAUGAAUGUAUGAAACUACGUUUUCAUGUUGCAGGUUUUAACACUACCCAGUACGAGUCCGUUCAUUUGUUUGCGAUAUGCAGAAGUAAAAAAAGGGAAUCUCAUCUCGUAGUCUCGUAGUGCUAUCUUUUUUUUUUUUUUUUCAAAUUCUAAACUCAAAUGUUUUGAACUUACUUUGAUAGCGUCACCGCAGUUCAUUCAAUACCUCAAUGAGUGUUAAUGACAUUGAUAACAACCAUUUUCCAAUACAAAAGUCUUCGAUCACGACUCGAUACUUCGCUUGUUGUAGUGUUGAAUCCUAUGGUUUUAGCGAGCUGUACCUAUAUAUAUAUAUUUAUAGCACGAGGGGUUUUCCCGUUACCCUCUGCUGUAAACCGGAACCCGUGCCUUAAUAAUACCUUGACCCUGUUUCGAACCCUCGCCGCGAAUACGUGAGGUCGAAUUGACGAGCUUUGUAUGGGGAAAAAAAAAACUACAACUCAUUCUUCGAAGUGUUUUUGUGGCGUGUUUGUAACUGUAACAUCUCUGUGAGGCAUUGAUGAGUGAACCUCUCUAUGAGGCAUUGAUGAGUGAACCUCUCUGCGAGGCUGCGAGGCAUUGAUGAGUGAACCUCUCUGUGAGGCAUUGAUGAGUGAACCUUUCUAUAACGUCCACUCUGCAUGCAGGCAUCGAGACCUCUGGGGUUCAGUUUGAGUAUGUUGUGGAGUUAUGCGUAGAAGCCUCCUUCACAUUGUCAGUACAUGAUGAGUUCAAAUUUUGUACUAGUAGUCGGUGGACCGGUCUUGAGAGACUCCAUUCAUUUGGGUGUUUUUUCUAAGUGUGCAAAUUUCAAGAGCUGAUUGUGUGGCCAUGUCUGAGGAGGAUACGCUGAUACUGACUGGACAAGUUGACCCAGGCAAUGGUAUGUUCAUAUUUAUUUUAUUAUAGCACCGUUAACCCCCCUAGUAUUUAUUUAACCGCUUGCUGGGCCAAAAUGUUUUUAUUGUGCACGCGAUGACGUGUUUGCUAUGAAAAAAUAAAUUAUCAACUCGGGAAGCAGAUGGAGGACACAUGACUGUCGUAGAGGCCCAGUGGCGCAUCUAGCGCGUUUGGUAAGGGUGGUCAAAACUCAUCUUUAUUGAGGUCCCAUUGUGGUAGCUCUUUAUGGUAAAUUUAUGAUUGUAAAAUGCCUGCCCAUUGGCAUAGUAUAUAUAUAUCUUAGGCCAGACAUGUACCUCCCAGCACGCCCUUGGCCAGACUUCUACCUCCCAGAACGCUGUUGGUCAUGCAUACAUUUACCUCCCAGUACGCCCUUGGCCAUGCAGACCUCUAUCUCCAACUAUGCCCAUGGCCAUGCAGACAUUUAACUCCCAGUACGCCCUUGGCCAUGCAUACAUUUACCUCCCAGUACGCCCUUGGCCAUGCAGACAUCUAUUUCCCAGUACGCCCUUGGCCAUGCAGACAUCUUCUUUCCAGUACGCCCUUGACCAUGCAGACAUCUACUUCCCAGUACGCCCUUGGCCACGCAGACAUCUUCUUCCCAGUAUGCCCUUGGCCAUGCAGACAUCUACUUCCCAGUAUGCCCUUGGCCACGCAGACAUCUUCUUCCCAGUACGCCCUUGGCCAUGCAGACAUCUUCUUCCCAGUACGCCCUUGGCCACGCAGACAUCUUCUUCCCAGUAUGCCCUUGGCCAUGCAGACAUCUACUUCCCAGUAUGCCCUUGGCCACGCAGACAUCUUCUUCCCAGUACGCCCUUGACCAUGCAGACAUCUACUUCCCAGUACGCCCUUGGCCACGCAGACAUCUUCUUCCCAUUACACCCUUGACCAUGCAGACAUCUACUUCCUAGUACGCCCUUGACCAUGCAGACAUCUACUUCCCAGUACGCCCUUGACCAUGCAGACAUCUACUUCCCAGUACGCCCUUGGCCACGCAGACAUCUUCUUCCCAGUACGCCCUUGGCCACGCAGACAUCUUCUUCCCAGUACGCCCUUGGCCACGCAGACAUCUUCUUCCCAGUACGCCCCUGGCCAUGCAGACAUCUUCUUCCCAGUACGCCCUUGGCCAUGCAGACAUCUACUUCCCAGUACGCCCUUGUAGGCUGACACUGAGAAGCUUGUCACCUAUGAUUGGAAAAGUUGGUCUCACAACCUAUUAAUGCAGUGAUCCCACAACCUAUUAAUGCAGUGAUCUCACAACCUAUUAUUGCAGUGAUCCCACAACCUAUUAAUGCAGUGAUCUCACAACCUAUUAAUGCAGUGAUCUCACAACCUAUUAAUGCAGUGAUCUCACAACCUAUUAAUGCAUUGAUCUCACAACCUAUUAAUGCAGUGAUCUCACAACCUAUUAAUGCAGUGAUCUCACAACCUAUUAAUGCAGUGAUCUCACAAACUAUUAAUGCAGUGACCCCCAACCUAUUAAUGCAGUGACCCCUAACCUAUUAAUGCAGUGACCCACAACCUAUUAAUGCAGUGAACCCCAACCUAUUAAUGCAGUGAUCUCACAACCUAUUAAUGCAGUGACUCCCAACCUAUUAAUGCAGUGACCCCAACCUAUUAAUGCAGUGACCCCCAACCUAUUAAUGCAGUGACCCCCAACCUAUUAAUGCAGUGACCCCCCAACCUAUUAGUGCAGUGACCCCAACCUAUUAGUGCAGUGACCCCCAACCUAUUAAUGCAGUGACCCCCAACCUAUUAAUGCAGUGACCCCCAACCUAUUAAUGCAGUGACCCCCAACCCCCUAAACACAUGCAAUGUAAAAAAAAAAAAGUGCUCCUUAAAACUAUAUCACAGCCUCUAAGCCAGUGGUUCUCAACCUUUCUAAUGCCGCGACCCUUUAACGCAGAGCCUCAUGUUGUGGCGACCCCUAACCACACAUUUUUUUUUAUCGUUGCUGCUUUAUAACUGUUGGGUAUAUGUGUUUUCCGAUGGUCUUAGGCGACCCCCCUGAAAUGGUCAUUCGACCCCCAAAGGGGUCGCGACCCAUAGAUUGAGAAACGCUGCUCUGAGCCACUGACCCGUCUGUGAGCGGGACGUCCCAGUGUUCACCUGAUAUUUUUAAUCUCUCUCGGUGGUCGUCAUGCAGAAGUUGAGAGUUGUGCGUGUGACAGGUGUAUUGUUUAGGUUUUGGGACGCGUGUUUGACCGCAUAGUUAGCAUCCAGUCAUUGAGCAGCAGCUCAUGGACGCCAUAAGGCUUGUUCAUAAAGCAGUUGUCGAUGGGAUGACCUAUGUUAAUCACAUGAUGAAUUAGACAGCCGUUGAGUGGCUGUAGCGGUGAGUGGCUGUAGGUUGGUUUCGGACGUGUCUCGUGUUAGUAUUGUGUUAGAGCAGUACGGCUUUGGAUGAACCUCAGCGGUGGCCAAUGUUCCCUCUAAGGUUUGUUGGUUCGUGUGCAAAAUCAUAAAUUUGUGUGCACAUUUUUACAGCAUCAAUUUUUUUUGUGCGCAAAUUUUACAGCCUACUGACACAAACACGCCCUUAAGUGGGAAUUAGCUGAACGGUACUCAAAGUUGCUGCGCGGCGUCUGUGAGAUUACUGCGCAGCCGCGCAGCUUAAAGGGAACAUUGGUGGUGGCUAAGUUACUAAGUAGGACUAAACGAAUGGCAUUGUUGGGUCAUCUGUGUCUUGUAAGUCAACUAAGUUUCAAACUGGUGUCUGCAGGUUGUUGUCUUCCACUAUAAUCGUUACUCUACACAGUUAUCUUUUGGGUACGUGUCCACAGCUCUUAUGGUAACUUAUGCUAAACUUGCGGUAAACUAGGAAGUCGUUGUAAUCUUUUGGUGAAACUUUAGAUCGAUAUUUAAUUAUGUUGUACAACAGGCGUCUGUUAAAGUCGUAUUGAUCACGUGACUAUUUGACGACGUAAGGUUUAAAGGGACACAUAUCUGAUUGGAAACACAUCGAUAAAUAUGUUAUCUACAUAUGUCAUCAAAUCCUUGACCCAACUGUGAUCAGUUUUUGUCAGCUUGUCAGUUGUCCUCAGGUGACACCAGUUUUUACACAGUGUUUUUAAUGGUUUACAUCAGCUUUUAAGGGUUUACAACAGUGUUUAUUCCAGGGUUUAGUGGUUUGCACCAGGGUUUAAGAAUGUGUAACGUGUGAUUCUUUAAUAUGGUUAGGAAUAAAGAGGCAUUUUGUGUUUACCGGUUGUGGUUUCGAAAAGAAAAUGUAAAUGACAGCUGACCACAAGUAUCACUGAACAGCCUGAGAUAUAGAGAAAUAUCUCAUUAACCAGCCAAGUAAUCCAUAGAGAUAACAAUUCACAACUCAGCUUUGUGGGUAAGAUAAAUGUUUUUUUUAAAUUGAUUAUAUGGUAAACUAUAAACUACACAACCUCUGGUAUCCAUUGUGAUUUGGCACCGUCGUAGCCAUUAUGAUGCAAACUAUUUGAACCUUUCCUAAAACAUUCAUUAGACCGAUUUUUUUCUUUUUCUCUGUCCUCUCUUCUAGAUCUGCCUGCCACUAGAACAAUAUGUGGAAUUUAGUGAUCCAACUGUGAUCAGUUGUGUCGCCCUGUCAGUUUUCGUCUACUCGAUGCAACUUACAAAACAAAGAUCUUUGAUGUCUUUGUUAUUUUGAGUAUGGUUGCACUGAAUCACCCAAUCAAUAGGUCCGGACCUGGUCCGUUGUUUCCAAUAAAUACUUGCUUCGCGGCUUUCGUUGGGAACUAUCAAGUAGCACGGUGCCUGUGUGUACUUUAACGUCAAAACAAGCCGUUUAAAAAGUAAAUGGCCUGUAGUCAGUAGAUAUGAAAAAAGUCACUAGCUUCGAGGUCUGUAGUCAUUAGAUAUGAGCAAAGUCACUAGGCUCAGGUUCUGUAGUUAUUAGAUAUGAGCAAAGUCACUAGGCUCAGGGUCUGUAGUCAUUAGAUAUGAAAAAAAGUCACUAGCUUCGAGGUCUGUGGUCAUUAGAUAUGAGCAAAGUCACUAGGUUCAGAGUCUGUAGUCAUUAGAUAUGAACAAAGUCACUAGGUUCAGAGUCUGUAGUCAUUAGAUAUGAACCAAGUCACUAGGUUCAGAGUCUGUAGUCAUUAGAUAUGAACAAAGUCACUAGGUUCAGAGUCUGUAGUCAUUAGAUAUGAACAAAGUCAUUAGGCUCAGGGUCUGUAGUCAUUAGAUAUGAACAAAGUCACUAGGCUCAGGGUCUGUAGUCAUUAGAUAUGAAUAAAGUCACUAGGCUCAGGGUCUGUAGUCAUUAGGUAUGAACCAAGUCACUAGGCUCAGGGUCUGUAGUCAUUAGAUAUGAACAAAGUCACUAGGUUCAGAGUCUGUAGUCAUUAGAUAUGAACAAAGUCACUAGGUUUCAAACUUGUUGCGGUCUCAGACUUUGUGGUCCUGUCAAGGAUUCAAACUUGUUGCGGUCUCAGACUUUGUGGCCCUGUCAAGGAUUUAGACUUGUUGCGGUCUCAGACGUAGUGGUCCUGUCAAGGAUUCAAACUUUUUGCGGUCUCAGAUGUAGUGGUCCUGUCAAGGAUUCAGACUUGUUGCGGUCUCAGACGUAGUGGUCCUGUCAAGGAUUCAAACUUGUUGCGGUCUCAGACGUAGUGGUCCGGUCAAGGAUUCAAACUUGUUGCGGUCUCAGACGUAGUGGUCCUGUCAAGGAUUCAAACUUGUUGCGGUCUCAGACUUUGUGGCCCUGUCAAGGAUUCAGACUUGUUGUGGUCUCAGACGUGGUGGUCCUGUCAAGGAGACAUUUCUUUACUGUGAGCCGUGGAUUGAUCGCUGGUGAUCUCCCACUUAAACCAACCUGACCAUUGAUACAUGAAGCACUCCCAGGUGACACGUUUGACAGGUGAGCUGCCCAUUUUAUUUACUUUCAUCAGUUUAAACAAGCAUCUGGCAUUUGGUUUGCUAAGAAUGCAGUCCACUUGUCUUAAAGCUCCCAUGCCCUGCGUGCUUCUAUCAAUAGUCGCUGUGCUCUGUAUUACCGAUGUAAGUGCAAUCAUUAUGGAAGUCCUUAGAAUGAUUCCAUUAACAUGCACUCGGCUAGUGAUAACGUGUAUGGUAUGUUCUGUAGUUCGAAAUAGGUGAAUCCUGGGCCACCAAUUUUGGUGGAUUACUAGUUAAACAUGUACAUUAAAACUAAGCUGUGUACACAAUCUGUUUUAAUUUUAACCUUCCCACCCAUCAUUUCGCCCCCCCCCCCCGGGGUCAUAUGUAACAUACCAUAUAAUUCGCACUUGUAUUUCCCCACUGUCUCCUAGGAACACGUGCAUUAAGACCAACGAUGACAUUCGUCUCCCACCAACAGCUGUUAUUUGUCAGAGGAAGUCAUCAUCCCUCUUUGAAAGGCCUCUUUAUAUUGCGCUAUAUUUAGAAGCCUUGCGACGACGGAAUAUAAUGCCAUUAAUAAUCCAGUGAAACCGUGAGGAAACGUGUCUGAGUUACCUUGGCCGUGUCUGAGUUACCUUGGCCGUGUGUUGUGUCACUUCUCAUUGUGGAUGUUGGGUGGUGGUCAAGUUCAAAGGAACGCCAUUGUGGUGCUGGGCUAUUCUGUGUAGUCGUAAAAUUGGGCUAUUCUGAGGAUGAGAGCUUCGAGGCGAAGUAUGUUUUCCAUAUUAUGUGAUAUAUUAUGAUGAAUGGACGUGGUGACGUUGUAACAUACCCGAGGAGAUCUUGUGUGACUUGUCGCAAUAAUGUUUCAGGUUUUUUUUUAAAGAAAAGCUCUCAUUUAUUCCAAUUUUAAUUUUUUUUGUGUAAAUGGUUUGUUCAAAUGUACAACGGCAACGGUUUUUUCCCCCUGGAUUGCAUUACAUGAGAUGCUGUGUCACGUGAUUGUGUUGCGUUACCGUGUAAACUUCUCUAUGAAACACAUUCAUGUGGUCGAUAGUACAUCUUUUGAAUUCCGUUUUCCCAUCUCUUCAUAGAAUAUCAAAGUUGUAAGUCAUAAAGGUCCCUUUGCAGAUCGCAGAGGGGUAUCGAGUGUUUAUCAAGUUUCGUUGCCAGCCAAAUUGUUUACAUCAACCUUCAAUGAUCAAGGAAUGUUUGGAAGAAAUAUUGUUGAACUGUCGUUGUUGUGCCGCCCCCCCCCCUUUUUUUUUUCCGCUGAAACCCUAAAACUCCGUGAAGUCAGUGACCGAUUUGUGGGAAAUUUACACUGUCAGUGACAGUUUCCCCCACGUCAAUGGCCACCCUGACGUCAGAUCACAAUAAAUCUCUCCAAUGCUCAAUAUUAAGAUUUCCAAUUGCCAGCACACAUGGUUUGUCUCUUUCAUCACUUAAUGUAACUUAAAAUUGUUUACAUCAACCUUAAAUGAUCAAGGAAUGUUUGGAAGAAAUAUUGUUGAACUGUCGUUUUUGUGCCGCCCCCCCCCCCUUUUUUUUUUCCGCUGAAACCCUAAAACUCCGUGAAGUCAGUGACCGAUUUGUGGGAAAUUUACACUGUCAGUGACAGUUUCCCCCACGUCAAUGGCCACACUGACGUCAGAUCACAAUAAAUCUCUGCAAUGCUCAAUAUUAAGAUUUCCAAUUGCCAGCACACAUGGUUUGUCUCUUUCAUCACUUAAUGUAACUUGUAGAUAAACAUAAAGAAGCUUACAGUACCGCAGCGGGCUUACCUAUUUGGGAACUACAUUUUACGCCUGCUACUUGAUAUUAAUAUGCCCGGCUUGUCAGCUGAAUUAAACGUGUCCUGUAUUCCUUUCGAGACGUUACUGUUUUUUUUUUUGUGGUAUUUUUAUGCUGUACUCUGUGUUUUACUGUUUUUAUGUUGUGCUGCUUUCUUUACUGCCAGCUCAUAAGGUCAGUUCCCAAAUAGGUCAGGCCGCUAUUUUACUGCCAUGUUCUUAGGUCAGUUCUUCAAAUAGGUCAGGCAGCUAUGUACUGCCAGGUCCUAAGGUCAGUUCCCAAAUAGGUCAGGUCGCUAUUUUACUGUCAGGUCCUAAGGUCAGUUCCCAAAUAGGUCAGCCUGCUACGUUACUGUCAGGUCCUAAGGUCAGCUCUUCAAAUAGAUUAGGCGGUUACAUUAUUGCCAGGUACUAAAUUAGCUCACUUUAUAUUACAGAAUUCCCCGAUGGACAUAAAUAGGUUAUCAAUUAAGUGGUAACUUCACAAAGCAGUUCAUUUAAUCUUAAAAAACCCGGAUGUUUGUAUGUGCCUGCUGGCUAUAAAUUUAAAUGGGCACUCUUGGUAUUAUGUGUAGGACACACCAAUAGAGGCAAUGUUCUUGAGUGGGUUACGCCCCCCCCCCCCCCCCCUCUCAUUCUUCCCCCCCCCCGUUUCGCCAAACGCCGAUUGCAUCUCCAUACUACGUUCUUUUUUUUUUUUUUUUUUUUUUUUUUUUUCUUACCCAUAUGUCAUUCUACACUCACCUGGUUACGCAAAGUGCUGAUGACAUCUGCAUGAUACGUUCUUUUUUUUUUUUUCUUUUUUAAAUGUCUUACGGAAAGGGAAGUAGUGAUUUAAUUGUCAAUGCAGAACAAGUGACCCCUGACCCCUACAAGUCGGUAUUAGGCGAAUACUUUUUCUCUUCGAUACUUUAUUACUUAAGUACAACGUUGUACCGGAUUGACGUGUCUCACAAGUUGUGUUCAAUGAAUAACAGUGGAAGGUAAGACAUUGCUUGGGCUGAAGCUUACCUUAUAUUUUGUGUGUGUGUGUGACGUCAGAUUUCAAAUUCCGAAUGCUAGUCAAUUAAGCAUGUAAAUCAGAAUGUAUAUGUAGAGCGCUCGUCUAGAAUCUCUAGGACUACACACAAGUAAUCUCUGAUUACAUAAGCUUAACAGGUCAUACACAUGCAUCACUGACACAUACACAGUUCAUUACACUAAAACACGAAUACGCGUUCGUUUAUCCCGAUUUUAUACUUAUGUUUAUGACGCAUCAAUGGACUUUGAAACUCCGCCAGGGAAGGAAGCAUCGUCCUCUAAACAAACUAAAGCACUCUACAAAACACUGCUGCUCAUGUAACGGGGCACUCUACCAUUUGGUGUACCACUGCUUCAGCGGCUGUGUUGCAGAGUCGGCAUUUAGGAUCCCUAUGUGAGUCGAGUCUUUGUGGGUAGCUUCGUGUAGGACAGUGCUUAGUUAGCAUCUAUGCAAAAAGGCUUUCUUCAUUUCCACCGGGGAUCGAUCUUACUCGGUCGCGUCGGGAGCUUUCGGGCCGCGUCUCUUCCCGUGCAACCGUUGAGCCACUUUCCGUUAAAGUGAUCUUUAAGCCAGGCUUCGACUCCCAGUUGAGUCUCUGGCCGAUCAAGGUUAGGUGUUGGACUGCAGCUUCUCGCGGAAGUGUAUCUGCUCUCUUGUCUCACCUCGUGACAUUGUACCCUCUGGAGGAUGCCCACGCUGCCAUGUGCAUAGAUGACCAUUGUUGACGUCAUCGACCUCCUUCCCACAGAUUCAAGAGCAAACUGUGAGUCGAUGAAGCUAUGGAUGACCAUUGUUGACGUCAUCAGGCUCCUUCCCACAGAUUCAAUGACCAUUGUUGACGUCAUCGAGCUGCUUCCCACAGAUUCAAUGACCAAACUUGGAGUCGAUGAAGACCGUAGUGGUCGGCAAGCUUGUUCUCCUCGGUAGGCGACGGCGCGCUUGUUUCAGGGCGACCCAGAUUACAUCGAGAUCUGCAUUGAAGUCUGUGCUAUUUUCCCCACUGGGGCCCUGAAAUUUCUUCGGGUGGAGUACCUCCGUUCCCUAGGUAAUCUAUGAAUGCGCCAUAUCCAGCUCGGUUCUCGCUUGAGAAAUAUGAGCUGUCAUUCAAAAGACUUGAAACACUUGAUCUGUGAACGCUCCUAAUCUUCUUCCGAGCUUCUUCUUUCUGAACAUCUGGAGGGCUGACCAUUGACAUCGCCACAUUUGACAGACAUACAUCUGGAGGGCUAACCAUUGACAUCGCCACAUUUGACAGACAUACAUCUGGAGGGCUGACCAUUGACAUCGCCACAUUUGACAGACAUACAUCUGGAGGGCUGACCAUUGACAUCGCCACAUUUGACAGACAUACAUCUGACCAUUGACAUCGCCACAUUUGACAGACAUACAUCUGGAGGGCUGACCAUUGACAUCGCCACAUUUGACAGACAUACAUCUGGAGGGCUGACCAUUGACAUCGCCACAUUUGACAGACAUACAUCUGGAGGGCUGACCAUUGACAACGCCACAUUUGACAGACAUACAUCUGGAGGGCUGACCAUUGACAUCGCCACAUUUGACAGACAUACAUCUGGAGGGCUGACCAUUGACAUCGCCACAUUUGACAGACAUACAUCUGGAGGGCUGACCAUUGACAUCGCCACAUUUGACAGACAUACAUCUGGAGGGCUGACCAUUGACAACGCCACAUUUGACAGACAUACAUCUGGAGGGCUGACCAUUGACAUCGCCACAUUUGACAGACAUACAUCUGGAGGGCUGACCAUUGACAUCGCCACAUUUGACAGACAUACAUCUGGAGGGCUGACCAUUGACAUCGCCACAUUUGACAGACAUACAUCUGGAGGGCUGACCAUUGACAACGCCACAUUUGACAGACAUACAUCUGGAGGGCUGACCAUUGACAUCGCCACAUUUGACAGACAUACAUCUGGAGGGCUGACCAUUGACAUCGCCACAUUUGACAGACAUACAUCUGGAGGGCUGACCAUUGACAUCGCCACAUUUGACAGACAUACAUCUGGAGGGCUGACCAUUGACAUCGCCACAUUUGACACACAUACAUCUGGAAUAUUAAAGCAUGUGCUGCUCGUCUUCAUGUUAUUUGGGUGUGUCCAAGUUUUUCUCCAAACCGUUGACCGCAUCCUCAAAGGAUUGUGUUUUUAACCUCUUCCGUUUUACCAAUCGGGUCUUGUAAUUGGAAGCAGGGUUCCGUUCCGUCUAACCUGUGGUAUCGUUUCCUCUGCGAUUAGUAUUACUUUUUUUUUCUUUGAUUCUAUGUCCACCAAGAUUUCUACAACGGCGGUGGGGGUGUUACGGAACGCCCCGCACACAAGAUGAAGAAAGGGGGGGGGGAGGAUUUGUAUGCGAUCCAAUCAUCCAUUCCUUUAAGAAUCGCGUGACUUGCAAACGCUUGGACUGGUAGGCUGCAAUCAAUUGUACGUACUUCUCACGCUCCCAAGAUAAAGACCUCUUAGGAGACUUGCAUCGGUUGCCAGUUUCUUCACUAGACCCAGUUUAGACGUGGCUUGACGCAUAUUUCACAUACGGGUCUGUAUAUGGACUUUCUGAUCCCGUUUCACCCCCAACUAGGUUGGUGUCCUAUCAAAUUUGAGUCUUUUCCCCAAAAGAUGGUUAUUUCUACUUCCUGUUUAAUGGCGUUCUUUACAGUUGUGAUGAUGGAAUUAACCGUUUUAGCCGCGUUGACCGCCAUUUUCCAUCUCGCAUAGUAGGGUUCUAACCGGGUUAUAUCCUCUAGCAGCCACCUCUGCAAUUGAUGCACACUUUUCCGCAAACUCCAUGUACUCAGAUCAUCAGCGAACAUGGACUUAUCUGAAUCCAGUUCCCCUUGUGUAUCGUUUACAUAUGCCAGUGACAAGGUGCAGCUCAAGGCCGAUCGAUCGUUGCGAGAGUAUGUCCCCGAGUACAUCCAUGUCCGAUACAGUGUCCCAUAUUCUUGUUCCGAUCAUCCGAUUCGAUCACAAUGAAUUGGGCCAGUCGUACCUGUUUGCGGUGACACCGGGUUUUAGCAUCUAAUGCACGAGGCACAUGCACCACACUUUGUCAUAGGGGUGUGGGAGGUCAGUGUAUGGUGCCACGGUUUUAGUUCUCAUCUGGUGUUCAUUGGUAAUGGUUUGCACAAAGCGGAUAACUUCGUCCGUCAGCUGGCUUCCCUUGCGGAAGCCGCCAUGUGCCAGUGGUACACUCUUGUUGUAGUUUUUCACUUUUACUAUCUCAACAGCGAGAGUACAUGUGUUGCUGUAGUUCUUCACUUCUAAGAUCUCAACAGUGAGAGUACAUGUGUUGCUGUAGUUCUUCACUUUUACUAUCUCAACAGUGAGAGUAUAUGUGUUGCUGUAGUUCCUCACUUCUACGAUAUCAACUGUGAGAUAGUUCCGAAUCCCCGUGGCAAGACCUCGAUAUCGGGUUCGUUUGCAAGGGUAUAGCGAACAACCAUUUAUAUGAAACGGCCUACCAGUACCAUGCAGCAGUGUUUCUUGGAAUUGGGCUGUUCGGUGGCGUUGUUUGGUUUUUUUCUUGCGCUUUCUGAUUUAUGCCACACCCAUUCAGUAAUAGGACCAACAGGGUUUGGGCAUGGUGACCCCGUGGGUGGGCCACCAGAGCUUGGACAUGGUGACCUCUCGCAACACAUCUAUCACGGUCAGUCACACAUUCGCCAAUACCGGCCUGUCGUUCGUCACCGACCUGAGAGAAGGCUGCCCCCCCCUCCAGCCAUGCGUGUCGGGGCAUGAUGUUUCUGAGCCACACCCACAGAAGCAAUCGCAAACGCGCGGACAUCAACAUCGACGCACGGGUUAGAUCAUCCAGACCUGGGUUAAUCGUAUCGAUCGUGCUAGCCAUCAGAAUUGAAAGAAAGGACAUAAUCUUCCAACCCCUAAGAUCUAGGAUUUGCUUCUCCUAGACCCCCUUCCCCGGGGAGUCAUUCGGUCGUGGCGAGGGUGUCGGAUCAUUAGCUUCGGCCGAGGGAUUCAGUUGCACUCAAAGCCAACUAGUCUCUCGCUGUGCGCCGUUGUCGUAUAUAAAUAUAUUUAAUGUUUCUUUUUAAUAUUUUAAGAAGGUGUCAUGCCUGGGAACCGUUUACUCGCAAUCAAAGUGGCCCGCAAACUCUUUUGGGUUGACCGCCUAUGUUUUAAGCAAUGGUCUAAGUCCGAGUUUCAUACUUUAUGAUUCCUAGCUGAGCGAAUCGUCUGUCACCGUAAAAGAAAUGGUAACAUCUUUCUACCUUAGGGAAAUCCCCCAUUCUAGCUCCAGUAGCAGACGGCAGAUCUGUGUGUGCUAUGGUGUUUUGAAACCAGGUGGGCCAUAACCGUGACAACAUUUUGUACAGGUGCAUAUCACGGUUUUUUUUUCUUGUGUCGCAAAAUAUCCGGCAGUAGCAGUACACGUUGAUCCAAACUUGAUCUCUGUCCCCAGAUGCCGUCAUUCUCCUCUUAUUGCCACUGGUUAGCGCUACCGCAAGUGAAUUUCUUGGAAAAAAACAUGGCUCCUAUUAAUUAACAAAAAAAUAAUUUGUUCUUAUUUUAUUAAGAUGUUAUUGUUUUUUUAAAAACAUAAAUCACGUUGUCCAAUCGAUUUCAAGUAGAAAUGAAUGACGGCACCGACUUUUCAACCUCACUUUGAUAAUCCAAGUUGCUUAUCGUUAAAACACACACACACACACACCGUGUUGCUAUAAAUAGUAGCUGCAUAGCUAAGGACACGGUACGUGAAUCUAACCCACUGAUGUGUCAACCCGUGUGUGUGCCGUCAUCUCAUGUUCGGAUAAAUCCGUUGUCUACAUUUCGCGGAGACCCUUCAACUUGAAGUGCUGCACCGCUUUCUAGUUUGAUGCAAGUUUCCGUUAACCCAUGUGUCCUCUCCAUGGUGUGUAACCAACCCCAUGCAACGAAGUGAAGAGAUCUAUGUUGAAUUCGGGCCUGUGUUGUGUCUACGUCUACCGUGGAGCUUAUCGUUGCGAUCACUUUAAAAAAAAAAAUCGAAUGUGUCGUCAUUUCACUGAGGGUAGUUGUAGGUAGAUAAAGUCGUGACAACAGUUUAAAGUCCUGUUGGUGAUAUCUGGUUACACUAGCCGGUGAGCUAGUGUGUGCGCGGCAUGGAGCACACGGCACGGCAUUCUCCCAUCCGUUGCCGGAUUGUUUACUGUACACACGAUGUAAGUAUUUGUGGUUUCUCUCAUUGUGGUCUCAUUGUGGUAUCUUCAUUGACAUGCGUUGAAGGCCUGUUGGGGAUUACGAAAUUCAGAAAUCAUAUUUGAAAAUCCCAUCAGAUCACUUCAAAAGCAUAGCUGAGUGUUUUUUUUCAGGGUUGUAAUCACAGUAAUUCUAUAUUGAAUCAAAGUUUUGAACACACACACAAACAAGACUAUAACAACGGGGGGGGGGGUGGAGGGGAUCUUAUCUUGACUUUCGGGCCCGGCUCAUCAAGUCUGAUAGCCAACACUGAAGAGUUUAAUGCAAAGCUCGAGGGACUUGAUUAUCUCUCUGUUGAUUUGGUUGCCCCCAACAACCGCCAGUUACUUGAAGAUGUUCAUUCUUGAAGCAUUUGUCUGCCUGGUUAUAGAACUACAGAAUCGCCACCAAAGUAUCACAUUUGACAGACUCUUUGUUUGCGGCUUUCGACGCGCUCGAUUGUUCCAAGUUUUCAUUGUAGGAUUAUAUCCAGUCAGCCUGCUGUCAUGCUGGGACCUAGCUAAUCAAACAACCAAUGCUAUCAUAAUGUACUUCAAUAUCUUUCGACCCCCCAUCACCCCACCCUUUUUUAAAUUGAAUAGAAACGUUUGACUGAACACUACGACACAUUGGGAACUAUCGAAAGUAGACUUAAACUUCUCUUUGGCGAAAGUAGAAGAAUCAUAUUUCUCUUUCGCGAAAGUAGGCAAAUUUCUGUAUGACGUAUAUAGACAUACAUUUCUCCAUGACAUAUAUAUUUUUGUCAAUACAAAAGCUUCCUUGUUUCUACCUCUCCAUUAACAUACAGUAAGUUGUAUGGGUGACUCCCGUGUGUGUACAGGUCAUUGAUGGGGGGGGGGAGGGGGGGAAUCCCAACAUUAAUUCGUAGCUAUCAAUAACUCCUUUGUUCAAUGACUAUAAAUAUCUUACUUGUUGUCCAUCUCCUUUGUGUCCCUGUCCUGACAUUUGUGUAGCGUCAGCUAAAAGUUCACCUGUUUCACCAAUGUUACCAUAGCAAUCAUUGAGUCUUGUCAUAACCGCAUGCUCACGGCAUUUUCAUGUUAAUGGAUUUCAGCAUCUGGUGGCGGGGAGAGCAAGGCAACACUCGCCUGGACGUGAGUACAUGUCGUCAUGCACGAGCUCGUGUGUGGCACGCGUGUCUUGUGGAGCACUAACUGUCCAUUACUAAACCAACCCCCUCAACAAAAAUAGCUCUAUCUUAAAUUUUGAGUGGUCAUUUUUUGUGUGUUGAUGUUUGCUUGGCAUUGGCGUGUUUAGUUUUGAUUUUAUCAUUGCCAGUUACGACCUGUUACGACCAGUUACAACCUGUUACAACCUGUUACGAUCUUUUACGACCAGUUACGAUUUGCUCUUGUGUAUUUGGCUUUCGUAUAACUUGUAACCCCGGCCACUGUGUUAAAUGUUCAUUUAAGUGAUUUUCACGCAGGCUGAACAUGCUUCAAUAAUUAUUUUUAAUUAUUAAAAAAAACAAACAUUUAUUUUCUUUAAAACUUAAAAGCAUUUAAAAAAUAUUAUUUUUUAAUGAGAGCUCUCUUUUGUUCAGAGGAGCGUUUUUUUUCAAAAAGGGUUUUGGAACAAUUAAACGUUUUUAGAAUUAUUUUUAAAAAGAAAUGUUUUGAUCUCUUAUGUGGAAAAAAACCUAGCCCUAUUGAGAAAAUGUUCUUCUGAUUCAAUUUUUAAUGGUUGACCAAGGAAUUGAUUUCAGAGUUAACACGGCUAAGAGUCUCAUUUGGUUUUUUAAAGGAGAGCUCUUUCGAUCAAUCUUCUCACCAAACCACUCUAUCGUGUCUAAAUUGAAACUACUCACUUCAAUGUUACCAUUGAACACAUCUUGAACGUGGCAAGUUUAUGUUAAACUGAUGUCGCCCAUGAGUUGAAGGAUAUAAUAUUUACUACACAUGUCAACGUGGACUUGAGACCAGUGUUUCCCAGCGUGAGUCUACUACCAAGGAAAAACAAGAGUGGGUGGGGGUAGUUUGGCGGGAGGGGGGCAAUUCAAAGAGUAUGUGGGCAAUGUCGGCACAUUUAAGUCUCUGAGAUAGGACAUGUCUUUACGUUGUUACUUUGUUCAAAGACACUUUUAAAGUUAAACCUUUGACGUUGUUUGGCAUUUCUGGCAUUACCGGCACAAAUAUUUGUGCUUCCAUCCAACAACUUUGGUGGGAAUCCGAAGUCUAGACAUCCCGCGACAUGGGCAAUUCAAUCUUCUCUGAGAACAACAUGGGCAAUUCAAUCUUCUCUGAGAACAACAUGGGCAAUUCAAUCUUCUCUGGGAACAACAUGGGCAAUUCAAUCUUCUCUGAGAACAACAUGGGCAAUUCAAUCUUCUCUGAGAACAACAUGGGCAAUUCAAUCUUCUCUGGGAACAACAUGGGCAAUUCAAUCAAGAGACUCUUGUUGUACCCCAAUUCAAUCUUCUCUGAGAACAACAUGGGCAAUUCAAUCUUCUCUGAGAACAACAUGGGCAAUUCAAUCUUCUCUGAGAACAACAUGGGCAAUUCAAUCUUCUCUGAGAACAACAUGGGCAAUUCAAUCUUCUCUGGGAACAAUUCAAUCUUCUCUGAGAACAACAUGGGCAAUUCAAUCUUCUCUGGGAACAAUUCAAUCUUCUCUGAGAACAACAUGGGAAAUUCAAUCUUCUCUGGGAACAAUUCAAUCUUCUCUGGGAACAACAUGGGCAAUUCAAUCUUCUCUGGGAACAUGGGGAAUUCAAUCUUCACUGGGAACAACAUGGGCAAUUCAAUCUUCUCUGGGAACAACAUGGGCAAUUCCAUCUUCUCUGGAAACAACCUGUGCAAUUCAAUCUUCUCUGGGAGCAACAUGUGCCCUUCUUUACAGACUUUCUUUGCUUAAUGAAUUUUAAGGGGAAAAAUACUUUAUAGUGCGUUGAUAUUCGUCUGUGACAGAAAAUCCUUCAAUUUUUUUUUUUUUUACUAAAUCGUUAUAGUUAAGCCUCAUUCAUUUCUUCGAAGAGCCGCAUAAACUCCGGUGCCGCGCACUUUCGACCACUUCACAAAGGGGCUCGUAGGACACAAAACCUUUUCAGCUGCUCAUGUGGGAUUUCGGAGGGGGAAAAAAAAGGUUGGGAAACACUGCUUCAGUCCUUAGGUGCAAAAGUUAUACCCGAUUAUUUUAGAGGCAUUGGCCUGAAAUAUUCACUCACCACAGGUUGUAAUCUGUAUCAGGCCUGCACUAUAGGCUUGCCAGCACCCACUCGGUGGCCCGCGAAGUAACGAAUUAUUCUUUAUUUUUAUUAGUUUCUUAAUAGCUUUCGCCCCUGUCUUAUUAUCUUUCGGCCCGCACAUGUUUCUCAUAAAGAGGUAUGGCCCGCAGAAGUUUUUCAUUUAGUAUUACGGCCCACCUUACAUUUUGAGUUGUGCAGUCCUGAGCUAUAUGAUAGUAUGUGCGUGUCGCCUGGCUCAAGACAAACAACAAUUGGCUCUGUAUUUACUGUAAUCAAUGUGCUGCUUUCUAACAUCACGUCAAGUAAUCAUUGUUGCUUAAUAUAUUUCUAGAUGUUCUUCUGUAGUUUUUUUUUUUGUCUUUCUAGUUGUCUGUGUGCAUUCAUUCUCUUCUGUGGAUUUAUAGAGCUUUUUUGUGGGGUUGUUUGACUAAAUUAUGCGUACAUUUUUAGGACCGUGUACGCAAUGCAUAAGGCUAAGAGGGUUGAGGGUUAGUUUAUCGUUUUCUUAUAUUGCGUUAUAUGGGGUGGGGCUGGUAGAAAGCAGUGCUGUGUAACAAUACUUUUUAUCGUUAAAAAAAAAGUAAUUCUUGUUUUUGCUUUUUAAAUAAAGAAAUUAACAUCAAUCAUUUUAAAAAAAAACAACUAAAAUUUAAUUGUUGCUUACAAUAAUUCGCAUAUUGUUUUAAAAAGUAAUUUGUAGCUUUUUGCUUUAAAUUAGCUGGUUUUGGCUUGUUUUUGGCUUAUUUUAGGACUUUAUUUUACAUGUAAUAUAAAAUUAUGAGGUCAAUAGAAAUAUUAUAUAACGCAAUUAGGAGUAAGGGGGGGGUAAAAAUACAUAUUUUUUGUGUUAUAAGGUAUGUGCACGGCCCCUUAAACUAACACAUAGAUAACAAGGUGUAACGUGUGAUUUAGAUUUGACCAUAGAGUAGGGAGACACCUUCUUGAUACACCAUUCUUAAGGUGUGGCACGUGAUGAGGGUUGUAAACAAACGUGAACAAAGUGUGCUAAAGUAACAAUAGGAGGACACAAUGGAUUAAACUGAAUGUGAAUUUUCUGUUCAUAGGGGUUGUUUAUUGUUCAAUUAUUAUUUGUGUAAACAAAGAGGUUGAUGUUUAGCCUCACCCCUUCACCUUCUGUAAUGCAUACUUACACUACCGUAAUUAAUGAGAGUCCUCAUGAGGGUCAGGGUCGAAUAUUAUAUGCGUAAUGUGAGGAGGGUCGCAGUGAAGGUGAAGCAAAAUUGAAAUGUUUGGAUCCCGUGAGAACUUUUCAAGGAAGUGGAUUUGGGGGGGGGGGGGGGUGGGUCGGGUUGUUUUUUUUUGCNUUUUUUUUAGGGGGGGGGGUGGCUUUAUGCUGCGGUUAAUUAAAGCAUGUACUGUAUUAUUUUAGCUUGAGAUAUUGGGGGCGGGGGGCACAGAGAACGAAAACAUCAGGAAUGGCCUAGGGCUUUAUUGGGUUAGGCUGUCUACAUCCACAAGUUUGCCACCCAUCACUGAUUUAAAGGAUAGAUUUGUGUGCACAUUUUGAGAGGCCAAUGAAAACCAAAAUACCCACAUGGAUUGUUUUAACUCACAAGGCCGUUAGACCCAACAAUUGAAGACUUUGAUCACUGCUGCUUACAUUCAUGUAUAGUCAUAAGAAAUAUAUAUAUGCCCUACACUUUGAGCAUUUCAGCAACCACUUCCAUUUGAUAGUUCCUAGUUAGAGUAGGUUUGUCGGCUCUACAAAAUACAGAUAUUUCAGAUGUUAGUGGCUCUACAUGGUACAUAUAUUUCAGUUGUUAGAGGCUGUACAAAGUACUUAUAUUUCAGUUAGUGGCUCUCCGUGGUACAUAUAUUUCAGUAGUUAGUGGCUCUACGCGGUACAGAUAUUUCAGUUGUUAGUUGCUCUACGCGGUACAUAUGGUUGAGUUGUUAGUGGCUCUACGCAGUACAGAUAGUUCAGUUGUUAGUGGCUCUACGCGAUACAUAUAGUUUAGUUGUUAGUUGCUCUACGCGAUACAUACAGUUGUUAGUGGCUCUACGCGGUACAGAUAUUUCACUUGUUAGUGGCUCUAUGCGGUAGAUGUAGUUCAGUUGUUAGUGGCUCUACAGAAAGGUGUACAUACACUUUAUACAAAUAACGGCAUGGGCGCCAUUGGAUAUGUCUGAUGUACUAUUUUAUCCACAGGGGCUACUGCCCCCCCCUUUUUUUUUCCUUCCAUUUAUUUUAUAAUUAGUAAUUAGUUUGUUCGUCCUUUGGAGCUAUCAUGACCUCUGUUUAAGUAAUUUAAGAGUGUAUGGGCCUGAAGGCGUGUUUACGUGGCCUCCCUUGUAACAAUGAAUUUGUAACAAUGAGUUUGUAACAAUGAGUUUGUAACAAUGAGUUUGUAACAAUGAGUUUGUAACAAUGAGUUUGUAACAAUGAGUUUGUAACAAUGAGUUUGUAACAAUGAGUUUGUAACAAUGAGUUUGUAACAAUGAGCGAUUGUACAGGUAAGAACUCUUCACUGUACCACUAUUAUACACUUAUGCACACUUCACUGUACCACUGUUCCAAUGUACACAUUAGUACACUUUGCUGUACCACUGCUAUUGUACACAUAAGUACACUUCGCUGUACCACUGUUUCAUUGUAUACAUAAGUACACUUCGCUGUACCACUGAGCUAUUGUACUGAUAAGUGCACUUUGCUGUACCACUGUUCUAUCGUACACAUAAGUACACUUUGCUGUACCACUGUUCUAUUGUACUGAUAAGUGCACUUUGCUGUACCACUGUUCUAUCGUACACAUAAGUACACUUCGCUGUAAGUUGGCGGUUUCUCAUCUAGACAGCGGUUUUUUCCCUAUCUAGUGGAGCGGAAAAUGAUGUAUACGUUUGAUUGGCCGUAGAACAUAUGUUGUUGUAAGAGGACAGUGUGCCAGGAUAAUGGGCUUCAGCAAAAGGGUGGAGAUCAUCGUAUCUGCAAUGACGUCUCAUUGAAGUCAACAGUCUUCCCCGUCACUGUUUAAAAUAGAAUAGCGGGAUAAUCCAUAUUGUGUACGUAUUACAGUGUUUGCUAUUAACCAGAUGGAAUAGGAGAGUUUGUUUUUUACAAAAUCAUCCUACGUCACAAUGAUUCCGAUGAUUCGUUCAAUAUCCUGUUCCCUUAGACGUCUCGGGAGACAGCAAAUCCUGCUUGUAAUACUCAUGUCUGAGACCAACCACUCAGCUACAGGACGCUCAAGUCCUCAUUAAAAGGGGCAGAGGAGUGACGGGUCAGAACAGAAUCCGUGUGUGGGUAGUGGGCAUGUGACACUUCAAGUCUCCUUAAUGGGAGAAGACUGCUUUCAAAAGAGCGCACUCCAUAUGAAUUCUUUCUGUGUCCCUCCACACUUUAAGGUUCUGUAAGGAUACAUGUUUAGAAAUCAGUUUUUUUUAAGAUGUUCAUGUGCAGAGCCUUCUAUACUGGACAUUGCUGGCAUUCCCGAUAGGGGAUAGGAAUAAAACGAUCUGAGUCCUAGUAGGGCUAAAAUAUACUGCUGACAUCGCGAGAAUAUUAUAUCUGGUUUUAAAUAAGAUCAUUGUUAUAUCAACUUCGCUUUUGUUCGGGGGGGGGGGGCUGCUGGGUGGCAAAAUCUUCAGACGGCUAAUUGACCAACUUCCCGUCAAUCUAUUGAGCUGAAACUUGGCACAUGAGCUCGUUGUCGAUGAGAUUACAUUUAAAUUUUUAGCCCCAGCCCCCAACUCCAACCCCCAAAAAUCAGUUUUUCUUUUUUUUUCUUCUUUUUUUACAGUGGAAUUUUCGAUAACUGCGCAAAAUGAGAUUUUUUUUUUUUUAAAAAACACACCCCAAUUGCGUUUGGUGCGUAAUAUUUUCUUUUUUUUUUCUGAAAUAGUUGGUGAAAUUAAUCUGUGGUGUAAAAGUGGGUGGGACAUUAGAAGAUCAAUAGAGUUCAUGGACGUGAACAAAAUGUGCAGUUGCGAGCCUUGGUUGGGGGGGGGGGGCAUUAAUUGUAAUUCUUUAUGAAGUGCGUUAAGUGUAUGCAUGUCCUAAAAUAAUGAGUUAAAAGUUUCUUCUUAUUAGAUUCUUCUGUGUAUGAUAAGAUGUAAUAUUCUAUAUCUUCUAUAUAUGAUAAAAUAAAAUAUUCUAUAUCUUAUACUUAUGAUGAAAUGAAUGAAAAAAAAAAAGACAUAACUAGAUUCCCUCUUAUCAACAUAAAAAUCUACUUAAUCCACUCUGACAUUGAACCUGGUGAAAAGUCCCUCUGACCCCAGUUGUUAAAACGCUUCCUAUACAACAAACUCCGGAAUUCGGCUGUCACGGUUAAACCUCGUGUCAACUUUCCAGGUCCUCGGUGACAUACUGUCACAUACUUCGUGUAAUGAGAGGAUUAUAACGGGGAACACAACAGCUUCUCAUUAUUUUCACAAAGUGAAAUUGUCAGGAAAAAAAAUCUGUGUUUAUUAUUUGUGUGUGUACUUUAUCAACGCCCACGCUGUCUCACUGGUAAACUAAUUGGGGUAUCAAAUUAUCAGAGCUUGGAUUGAUGAUGACCCCCCCCCCCCUUUUUUUUUCUCUCCUUUCUUCCCGUCUGACGAGAAACGUUUGUUUCUGACUGUCACAUACGUUCAUGCGUCGUAAUCCGAUUUAAGACGGAGCGUAAGUCCUAUUCGAAGCACAACGUAAACUUUAAACCAGUCAUCUGUUAUCUGGUCGCCCAAUAAUUCAAAUACAUAGCGGCAGUUCCCUAGAGCAGCGUAUCCUAACGUGUGUGUCGCGACCCCCUUGGGGGUCGAACGCACCUUACACAGGGGUCGCCUAAGACCAUCGGAAAACUAAGACCAUCGGAAAACACAUAUUUAUGAAGUAGCAACGAAAAUAAUUUUAUGGUCGGGGGUCACCAAACAUGAUGAACUCUAUUUAAGUGUCGCGGCAUUAGGAAGGUUGAGAACCACUGCCCUAGAGGAACGCAAAUGCAACCUACUCACUCAAUGCUUAGAUAGCAGCCGUCAAACGAAUAGCACGUACUCAAAGUCUCUGACGCUGCUACAUCACAGAUGAGUGAACUCACGUCACGUGUACGUCACAGGCCUCACCGCGCCAAGAAACUAACGCUCAUGACACACGCGCACAAGACAGCACAGCAUUCGGUGCGCAACAAUGGCUAGUCAAUAUCCAUGCCCGACACCCAUUACCAGCAUUGCUGUGCUGAUAGAAAGUAAAACCCUCUUGACUUUUUUUUGGAAUCCUUUAUAUUAAUUUUGCUUUUGUUUGCGGCUGGCUGACAGAAUCUUUGGACGGCUAACUGACCGGAUCCCCCAAACCCCCCCCCCCAACCUGUCACGUUAAAACUUUUGAUUGCAUAGUGUCAUUACCGACGGCAACUUGUUUUUUAUCAAAUGUUCGGCGGCUCAAGUUCAUUGGGUGCGUGCAAUACCUUCUUCUUGAGCUAACUGACCGGAUCCCCCCUACCCCCCCCCCCCAACCUGUCACGUUAAAACUUUUGAUUGCAUAGUGUCAUUACCGACGGCAACUUGUUUUUUAUCAAAUGUUCGGCGGCUCAAGUUCAUUGGGUGCGUGCAAUACCUUCUUCUUGGUUUUCUGAAAUAGUUGGUUAAAUAAAUCGGCGGUGUAAAAGCUUCCAGGUGUAAAAGCUUCCAGGUGUAAAAGCUUCCAGGUGUAAAAGCUUCCGAGUCAUUAGAAUAUUACUAGAGUUCAGGGAUGUGAAGAAAAAAUGGUGCCGUUGGGAGCCUUGGGGGUGGGAGCACUAAAUCGGAUUCUUAUAAAAUGCAUUACUAGCAGGCAUGUUUUGUCAAGUUUUACCCCCCCCCCCCUUUCCCCCGCCCAUUGCUGGAUAUUCCUAGACUGUGCUCUAGUCCUCUCUCGUCUUGACCAUUGUAAGUCUCUUCUAUCAGGUUCACCAAAAACACUUCUUAGAAAAAUUACAAAAGGUUUAAAACUCAGCUGCUAGGCUACUUCUAAAGACAAAAAAAACGUGAUCACGUCACACCACUACUUCAUUCACUUCAUUGGCUCCUUGUACAAGCACGGAUUGACUACAAACUCUCUGUUCUAUGCCACAACGUUUUCUCGAAUUCCUCCCCUUCCUAUCUAACCGAACUUCUCUCUGUCUAUUCACCCCUUCGACAGCUUCGCUCCUCCGCAGACGCGCGUAUUAUUUCUGUCCCCAAGACUCUCACAAAAACAUACGGUGAACGAUCGUUCUCUUUCUGUGCCCCCAAACAAUGGAAUUCUCUUCCAUUACGCAUCCGCAAUAUACCGACCAUCACAGCCUUCAAAACUGCUCUCAAAACACAUCUUUUUAAUCUCUACCAUCCUGACAGAUUCCCACCUCUGACCGAAAAACGAUGCUGCUGGGUGUCGUCCAUGGCUUGACAUGGGAAAUAGUUUUAAAUAUACAUUUGUUUUGUUUGAUUUAAUUAAUCUAUGUUAAUUAAUUUAAUUUUUUAAGUUUUUGAUUGUUUGUUAAAUUGUAUGUACAGCGUGGUGAGCUCAGCCCUAGGCAUGGGUAGAUGCUAUAUAAAACCACUUAUAAUGAUAAUAUUACAGGCACGCAUUGAUUACAAGCUGUCUGUUCCGUCACAGCUUUUUGUCUUGUUCCUGCCCUUCUUAUCUUACCGAAAUUCUUUCUGUCUAUUCACCCCUUUGACAGUUCGACAGCUAUGUUCCUUCACGGACACGCAUAUUCUUUCUGCUCCAAAGACACGCAUUAAAACAUACGAUAAACUAUCUUUCUCUUUCUGCGCCCCUAAACAAUGGAAUUCUUUCCCAUUACACAUUAGCAAUAUACCGAUCGAAAUGGUGCCAUUUCCAUUUGUUACCUGAACAUAGACAAUUAUGAUGAAAUUUGGUUUUGAAAUAGGCCAUUAUUGUAUUUAAGUUUUUUUCUAAGAGCGUUUCAUAGCUGCUACUUCAUUUACUAAAAGUCAAUUGCAGUUUUUACAUUUUGCCCUUAUCUUAAUUCAUGUUUGAACUUGAUUGAUUGCAUCAUUGCAUCAUAUUUGAUGCAGAGAAAUGGAAUGUUCAUUUGUUCUGUGGUUAAGUAAAGAGAUAUUUUUUGUCUUGUUUAUAAUUUUGGAGAAAUUUAUAUUUUAUUGAAAAAAAAACAUAGAAGUCUGAUCCAAGAAAUUUGAUUGAGGAAAAUAUGAAUUCUAUCAUUAUAGAAAUAUUGAAAUCUCUUCCAAUAUAACACUUAAACUAGAAUAAAUGUUUAAAGUUAACUAUAAAUAAUGCUGCUACAAGCUGCUAAAAGUUUCAGUUUCCAUUGAUGUUAGUCAAGUAGUUUCAGCUAGCUCCUGUUGAGUCGGAGAACUCAACUUUGUCCACUUGCACUUUAUUAUCACAUAGAUAAGAUCAAUGUUUGCAGUGUCUUCUAUUGCAAAGACUGAAACAAUUAACAGAACAUUCUUUAAAUUGCAUUGGAAACAAGAGAACAACAAGGUUUUUAUUUUAGUUUAUUUUUUUAAAUUUUUAACUUCUAAAAAAAACCAAAUUUUAAAGCAUAAACUUUUACCUCCUCAGGGUCACAUGGCGGGGAAGUUGAUCCAGCUGAAGAUGAGUCGUUUAUGGAGGACAUGGUGGUCAUUGAGCGGCCCAUCUACUCACAGAAGGAUUUUGAUCAGGUCAGAGAUAUUCCAUGCAUUGACAACAGCAUUGCUUUAAUUUUAACUGUUACAUGUUUGGGUAAUUUACAGUAUGUUCAGGUCAUAUUCAUUUCUAAGAUUUAAAAAAUGUGCAAUGGAAGUCAAUCACCAAGUGGAUCUCACCUCAUAUUAAUUUUUUUUUUAGAGUUAUUACUUAUAAUAGUAGACAUUAAUAUUUUAUAAAUUAUUACUUAUAGUUGUAGAGAUUGAAGAGAUCCCAUUGGAAAGACCUAAAAAUGACACUUGUCACAUUUUGUUGCAUCAUAUCCUGGGUAUAGGGCGAUGUGAGAGUUUCAUUAACACUGUCACACAACAUCACACAUGCGCACACACAAACUUCAUUUGAUGAUUGGGAUUUAAAAUUAAUACUAAUGAGCAUUUAAUAGUGCAGAAUUCCUUAAAUUUUGGAAUAAAAUAAAUCACUUACCGGGUAAAUAAAUUAUGUACCGGUAAAUAAAUUAUGUACCGGGUAAAUAAAUCAUGUACUGGGUAAAAAAUCAUGUUCCGGGUAAAUAAAUUAUGUACCGGGUAAAUAAAUCAUGUACCGGGUAAAUAAAUCAUGUACCGGGUAAAUAAAUUACGUACUGGGUAAAUAAAUUACGUACCAGUAAAAUAAAUUACGUACAGAGUAAAUAAAUUGCGUACCGGUAACAUUUUAACUAUGAUUGUUGUUGACGCAGGGGUUUGAAGGUGGUCAACGUCCCAAACGUACAGCUUGUACGUGGAUCAAAUCAAAGGCCAGGAAAUGUGAAUUCUCCUUGGCUUGUGUUCGCAAGACGAUUGCACACCAUCUGCCAUUCUUGUCAAUAAUGAGGGAGUACAAUCUGAGGACAGACUUAAUUGCUGAUGUUAUUGCUGGACUCACUGUUGGGAUCAUGCACAUACCCCAGGGUAGGACAAAUUUUUUACAGAUAUCUUAGAAAGUAAUCUUUGGACAUACUUCAGGGUAGGACAAUUUUUCAUAUAUAACAGAAAGUAAUCUUUGGACAUACCACAGGGUAGUACAAUUUUUCAGAUAUCAUAGAGGAAUUUGUAUAUAUGAAAUUUACAGGGUUACACAAAUUAUAGUUUUCUUUAAUAAUGUAUGCUUCUUAAAUAUUCCUGGAUAUAGAUAUAUUACUUUCUGAGAGAAUUUUUCUAGAAAUACAUUUCAUAUAACAUAUUUUUCUUUUUUAUAAUCAACCAAUGAAACAAACAGCUUAUUUCAUAUUUGUAAAAUGGCAGCAUUGAUGACUAAACUGAAGUCUGACUUGAUUCAAAAUUUCAAUCACUUAUGUUGUUGUUUACUUUUGGUUUCUUUCAAUUGUUACAGGACUGAGAUUUCUGCGUGUUAAUAUUAUAUUUCAACUGAUAAAUAGACAUUGAAUUUUAAAAAAAAAACUCAUUGCAAAAUCUAUUCUUUUUUAAAAUUUAUUUGUUUACAGGCAUGGCCUAUGGUCAGUUGUCUACCUUGCCCCCAGUGUUUGGGCUGUAUGUGUCCUUCUUUCCUGUUAUCCUUUACUUCUUCCUGGGCUCAUCCAAACAUGUAUCCAUCGGUAAGUCUUUCAUUUAUUGUUGUGUUAUAUAUUACUUUAUCAUGUAUCCGUGGGUAGGUAUUUCAUUUAAUGUAGUGUUUUAUAUAUAUAUAUAUUAUUACUUUACUAUGUAUCCAUAGUUAGGUAUUUCAUUUAUUGUAGUGUUAAAUAUAUGUAUAUUACCUUACCAUGUAUCCAUAGGUAGGUAUUUCAUUUAUUGUUGUGUUAUAUAUAUAUAUAUAUAUUACAUUACCGCUGGAUAAAAGGCUUGUACAAUUUAAAUUUUAUUAAAUAUCAUUUUGUCAUUUGUAUUAUCACAGUGAAAACAAUGUCAGAUUCAAGAAACGAACAACUGUCUUAACUACAUUUAAUUCCAGAAUUAAGCUCCUAUUGACCAGUCUGUCAUUGAAUAAUUUAAUAACACAGUUAUCCAUUUGUCUGCUUCUGUACAGGUACAUUCGCUGUCAUCUCCCUCAUGGUGGGCUCUGCUGUUGACAAAGGUUUAAAGGACCGUAACAUGGUUCCGAACCAAUGGAACCAAACGUUGGAAGUGGACGGGAAUAUCACCAGCAAAAUGAUGGACAACUCGGAAGAGCUUCUCCAAACCAAACUUAUGCUGGCCAUGUCUGUGACAUUUGUUGUUGGGGCUAUACAGGUACAUUUUUGUGGUAACGAGAUUUUACUUCAGACCUGUUUACUCUUACGAUUUUGCAUACAAUGCACAACUUUUUAGAAUUUUUUUUUUUACGGUUGCAUGCCAACCCCCGUCUGAACUGCAAUUUUACGAGACAGGUUUGAAAAAAUAUAUUCCGAUAGAUUUUACAAUUUAGAAAAAAGAACAAGACCAUUUCGGUUAUUAGUUUUAGCUCUUUUUUGCAUGAGGUUAUGAAUGAGCUGAUUAAUACCAUUGGUUGGGGACCAUCCAUAUGGGGACCAUCCAUAUUUAAUUUACACAGGCACUGAGAGGGGGAAAAAAGGGGGGGGGGUGUGGGGGGUUGACUUGGAAGCGAGUUUAAGGGUGUGCAAGGGAGGAGGUUGGGGAAGGUGGCUAAAUAUUUUGAAGGCUAUGAAAUUACACCGCCUUGUGAUAAUGAUCAUAUUGUUGCUUUGUAUUUUCACAAUGAACUCACUAGAUAGGGCACCAGUAAUAUUAGCAUAGGACAUUCGCUUGUUUCACUUCUGUGCUGUAUGAAAUGUAUGAUGCAAAUUUUGCAACCUAAUUGUUGCAGUAAUUGUGAAAAAUGUGAAUUGUGAAAAUGAAAAAAAAGCCUUUUGAUUUAAAAAAAAAUUAAAUUCAUUUUCAACAGCCCUGCACAGCUGCUUUAGAUUUUGAUCUAUUUUAUAGGAUCUAGUUAGCAGCAUUUGAAAUCUAUUUAUGGAAGUCACCAAGCAGCCUUACAAUUUUAAUACCCCAGUUUUGUUCCAGCAUUUCUCCUCUGCUCUACCAACACAUCUUGCGGUAGUGAUUAGAAUAUAAAAUGUUGACAGAAAAUAAAAUCGGGCUUAAUGCAAGGUUUGCUAACCCUGUGCCCGGAUGCGGCCUGAUGCAUUCAAUAUUGUGAUCCCCCAUGUUAAAUAUAUUGCCUGGUGGGUGUAUAACAAAUGUGCCAAUUUCUUGUUUGAGUUAGCGAUUAUUUUCAUUCUUCGCGUAAACGCUCAUUUGAAAUAUGUAUACAUCACUUGUUUGUGACGACGGGCCACUUUGAUGUACCUUUUGCCUCGUUGAAACUGAUUAAAAAAAUUGGUUGCAAUAAGUAAUAAAUUAUAAAGCAAUUUUAAUAUUUAGUAACUGAUAAAAAUAAGGGAUUUGUAGACUUGGUGUAAGAUUUUGUUUGUUUUUAUAACUAAUUAAUUGGUAGUUAGUGAUGACACUGAGCAGAUUGAUAGGCUAGUUGAGACACAAUAAAUAUGACACUAUAUAAAACUAUCAUCAUUUCUUUUCAUACUGUUUCCUCCUCCUCUACAGCUGCUGCUGGGAUUCUUUGGACUUGGAUUUCUGACCGUUUAUUUGUCUGACCCUCUGAUCAGUGGAUUCACAACUGGUGCUGCCGUCCAUGUAUUCACGAGUCAGAUAAAACAUAUUUUUGGUAUCCCAACAGGGCGAUACAGUGGGGCAUUUAAACUGAUCUAUGUAAGUACCACACUCCAUUACUUUAUUGUGGUAUAUAAAUGACCAAAGUAAAAAAGAUGCUGAUUUGUGAACUGCUGUUUGCUGAUGAUGCGCCUUAACAUCUCACACAGAAGAAGGUCUGCAAGGGCUGGUUAAUCGUCUAUCACCUGCUUGUAAAGAGUUUGGAUUUUUUAUUAGUUUACAGAAAAUACAUGUAAUGAUGCAUGAAGCACCGUCCCCUCCAAUCUUAUCUAUUGAGGGUCAUAAUCUUUCGGUUGUUGAGCAUUUCACAUACCUUGGAUCCAAUAUUUCUAGUUCUCUCUCCAUUGAUGAAGAGAUAAAUAUCAGGAUCGCAAAAGCAGCAGCAACUAUGGCUAAACUGAAUAAGCGGGUGUGGAAUAAUCUCAAUCUAACUGAUAAAACAAAAAUAAAUGUCUAUCAGGCAUGUGUGCUUAGUAUGCUCCUAUAUGGUAGUGAAGUGUGGACCACGCAUACCAGUCAGGAGCGGAAACUCAACAGCUUCCAUCAAAAAUGUCUGCAUCGCAUUCUACGCAUUCGUUGGCAGGACAAGGUGCCUAACGCGGAGGUCUUAGAACAUGCACACAUGUUUAGCAUAUUCUCCUUUCUUAUCAAGAGGCGCAUUCGCUGGUUAGGUCAUGUACGGAGAAUGGACGAAGACCGUAUCCCAAAGAUACUGCUGUAUGGAGAGUUGGCAGAGGGGACAAGACAUAUUGGACGGCCACGCCUGAGAUUUAUGGACGUUUGCAAAAGGACCAUGAGGGAAGCCAAUAUUGACAACAACGAAUGGGAGCACAUUGCCGAACAACGUUCCAUCUGGCAAACAGCAGUGUAUGAAGGUGUAACAAAAGGCAGAAGAUACGCGGAUCAAUGCCCUUGCAACAAAAAGAACAAUACGGAAGACAAAAUCUUACCGGGAAUCAAUAUUCUCUUGCGAGAGAUGCGGUCGAGAUUGUCACUCUAGAAUUGGCCUAGUGAGCCACUCGUCGAAAUGUAGGACUACAUAGCUACUCCAUCGUCUAACGGAGACGGAAGGAUGCCAUAAUAAUAAAUGAACGGCUACAGACAGGGAUCUCAAUGUUUUGUGUUUUUACCAUUGGUGAACAUAGAUAUCUAUUAUAGGUGUACACAUCUCGAUGUCUUGUGUUUUUUGUAGGUAAACAUAGAUAUCUAUUUUAGGUGUACACAUCUCGAUGUCUUAUGUUUUUACUGUAGGUGAACAUAGAUAUCUAUUGUAGGUGUACACAUAUCUCGAUGUCUUGUGAUUUUACCCUAGGUGAACAUAGAUAUCAAUUGUAGGUGUACACAUAUCUCAAUGUCUUGUUAUUUUACUGUAGGUGAACAUAGAUAUCUAUUGUAGGUGUACACAUAUCUCGAUGUCUUGUGAUUUUACCCUAGGUGAACAUAGAUAUCAAUUGUAGGUGUACACAUAUCUCAAUGUCUUGUGUUUUUACUGUAGGUGAACAUAGAUAUCUAUUGUAGGUGUACACAUAUCUCGAUGUCUUGUGAUUUUACCCUAGGUGAACAUAGAUAUCAAUUGUAGGUGUACACAUAUCUCGAUGACUUGUGUUUUUACCCUAGGUGAACAUAGAUAUCUAUUGUAGGUGUACACAUAUCUCAAUGUCUUGUGUUUUUACUGUAGGUGAACAUAGAUAUCUAUUGUAGGUGUACACAUAUCUCGAUGUCUUGUGUUUUUACCCUAGGUGAACAUAGAUAUCUAUUGUAGGUGUACACAUAUCUCGAUGUCUUGUGUUUCUACCCUAGGUGUACCGAGACAUCUUCAUCAACCUCCCCCAAACCAAGCCUGUCACAUUCAUCGCCUCCAUUGUCUGCAUGGUGCUGCUGGUUGUGGUCAAAGAAUACAUCAACGCCAAUCCAAAGAUCAAGCCCAGACUUCUGAUGCCCAUCCCCAUGGAAUUAAUUGUGGUCAGUCUCAUUUUUAGUGGUAGAGUUUUAUGAAUUAUUAAUAGAUAAAAUCUAUCUCAAUGAAUUCUAUUAACGAUGUGAUGACAUUAAUGUACAAAAUUGUAGACUUUAAACCUUGCAUGUAAAGAUUAGAUUUUUAGCUAGUGUCAUAAUAUUUUUUUUAACCCUUUCAUUACCGCUGGUUUCGGCAUCGAUUUUGGCUGAUUCAGCAAUGAAAAACUUGAAAAAGAAACUUCUGUAUUUUUCGUUCUCUGUCCGAUUCGCUUAUUAACUUCCCUAUAGAUUAACCAAUAAAGAAAUAUACAGCAUUGAAAUAUGAUGUUGAUGUGACGUCCUUGGUAUUUGGAAGUGGGUGAUCGUGACGUCGCCUCGACGUUAUCGGUAACGGAAGGGUUAAAAAUUCUUGUGUAAGAAAAGAAAGAAUGCACUAAUCCUACCAGAGAUCGGUCAGACCUUGUGAUGUAACGAAAAAUUCUUUAGAAAUGAUUUUCAAAACUGAUUCUUACAAACAAUACUCGCACUCUGUUCCUAGUACAAGACAAACUUGACGCACAUUUGGGGAGCUGCAGUUAGUAAACUACUUUCAAUAAGUCUGCUAUUCAAUAAUGCUUAGACGGACAGUAAAAUCAUUAUUUUGACACAUCAAAUAUCAACUCAAAUGUUUUCUUCAUUUUUACAAGAAAUGUUACAGAAGUUUCCAAAAAUUAAAAUUGGUCAGAUUCCCCUCUAUUUCCCCUACCCCUUCUCAGCACCCCAUUCUGUAACCAUUUCCUCUUUUGUUCUAGGUUGUCCUGGGUACUGUGAUAUCUUACUUUGUUAAGCUAGAGGAAACCUAUGGUGUGAAGGUUGUAGGUGAUAUCCCCAUAGGGUAAGAAAUUAAAGCAAUAUUAAAUGACCUUACAUUUUGUCGGAAAAUUUUAGCAUGAACUAUCUGGACAGUUUUAGGAAUGUAACAAAUUUUUAAAAAAAAGAAAGGGCUGAUUAGAUCCGUCUGAGUAGAGCCAUUUUCUUGGAGACAAAUUAUUAAAUGGAAGACAAUUUUUACAAACUAUUUUUUUUCAAUUUAAAUUAAUAACAAUAUGAUAUGAUUAAGUUUUUUUAAAAUUAUGUUUAUAUCAUGUUUUUUUCAUGUUUAUAUCAUGUUUAUAUCAUGAUCAUGUUUAUAUCAUGUUUAUAUUAUGCAUAGGAGCCAAAAUGAUCAAUAAAUUGAUCGUGGGCCCUUAAGAUAUAGAAGAAGAAGAUGUUUAAAUCAUGUUUAAAUCAUGUUUAAAUCAUGUUUAUAUCAUUUUAUAUCAUGUUUAUAACAUGUUUAUGUCAUGUUAUAUCAUGUUUAUAUCAUGAUAAUAUCAUGUUUAUGUCACAUUUAUAUCAUGUUUAUGUCACAUUUAUAUCAUGUUUAUAUCAUGUUUAUAUCAUGUUUAUAUCAUGUUUAUAUCAUGUUCUAAAAGGUAAAUCUUAAUUCCACACAUUGGAUGUCUCUAGUAUUCCAGCCCCCACCUUGGAUGCUUUCCCUUACAUAACUGAAGUGAUUGCUGAUGCAAUAGCCAUUGCCAUUGUCUCAUUCGCCAUAUCUGUAUCAAUGGCCAAGAUUUUUGCCAAGAAACACGAUUACACUGUUGACUCUAACCAGGUCAGUGCUGUGUCUGAUUUCAUAAAGAUGUAGAUCAAAGCUUUACCUCACAGAGCAUUCGUAAUUUAAAAUUGUGUUUCUCUAUGCUUACAUUUAUUCCCAUUCUGUUGAAGUUUUGGGGAUUAAAAGUUAGCGAGGAAAAUUAGAAUUUGUAAAGGAAAGCUUUUUAAAGCUCUUUUCUGCACAUAUUAAAUCUGUAUUUAUAGUUAAAAAUAUGUUAUUGUGAAAAUUAAAUUGUCUCUUUUAUGUUCAUUUAAAAACUAAAUUGAUUCUCAAUCAAGCGAAAGAUAAUGAGUGUUUUGAGAACCUUUGUACUUUUGAAAUAUAUUUUGAAAUGCCGUUUGAAUAUUUGGACAAGUGAAGAAAUGAAAACAGAAAAAUAUUAUUAUUGAGAUCAAUGAAAUAUUUCCAGAUAUCUAUUUUUGUGUGUUGUAAAUUUCAUUCCUUUAGGAACUGUUGGCCUACGGAGCCUGCAAUGUUAUGUCCUCCUUUUUCUCCUCUUUUGUGUCUGCUGUCUCACUGUCCAGGAGUUUGGUGCAAGAAGAUGUAGGGGGCAAAACUCAGGUCAGUUUAAAAUUUAGAGUAAAAGCCCCUAAAACUUAUUCCACCAUUUAUCUCAAUCUACCCGGCACGGAUGGCAGCAUAGCAAAGUAUUAUUCAGCAUUGUCUCUUAUUAGUUUGUAUAGGCCUCUGCAAACAUUUUUGACAGCCUUACUUCACCCUUAUGCUCUGCACUGUAACUUGACUCAAACCCAUUGCGUAUUCUUUUUUUUAUCAGUAAUGGUUAUCCAUUUUAUAAGUGUGUUUAAAUAUGUGUGCUUUACUAUGGAUUGGUUCCCUCAAAGAAUACAAAAUCUGGUUAGUUAAUUGUUCCCUAAACAUGAGGCAAGUCUAAUUUUGAAUUGUUAAAAAGUAAGAUUUUUAAUAAUGCACUAUUUAACAUGCAAAAUGGGGGCUCAAGUAAUUAUAUCCUGUACAGUUGGAAUAAAAAUCUUUCAGUCACAUCAACAUGUAUUUUAACAUACACUGCUAUUUUACACAGAAAAUAUUUAAAAUCUGGGUUGGAGUAAAUUUGCAUGUAAUACUUUUUAGGUGACAGGACUGGUCUCCAGUGCUUUGCUAUUAAUUGUGCUUCUUGUGGUUGGUCCUUACUUCAGGACGUUGCCAGAUGUAAGUUACGCUAAACAAUUAAAUAAGGUGGAUUUUAGUAUUUUCUUAAUUAGUUGAUAUUCAGAAGCAAUGUUUUUCACAUUCAAAUUUUUUUAAAAAUCUGCAAAGCUAGUCUUUUAUCAGUAUACUGCCCUAAGUAAACAAUGUAUUUGUAAUUAUAAUAUUAUUUACUAAAGACAGUGGAGUUAAAGUAAUUUAGAUUUAAAUUAACGCCAUGUCUUUUACCAUUUCCUACAUGAGACUUGUUACCAUAUCCUACAUGAGACUUGUUACCAUAUCCUACAUGAGACUUGUUACCAUUUCCUACAUGAGACUUGUUACCAUAUCCUACAUGAGACUUGUUACCAUUUCCUAUAUGAGACUUGGUGGUUCUUAAAGCUUAAAUUUGCGAGGCUAGAAACUCAGCUCCUAAUUUUCUCCCUUUUCAACAGUGUGUUUUGGCAGCCAUCAUCCUGGUGGCUCUGAAAGGAAUGUUCAAACAGUUUGGGGAUCUGAAGACACUGUGGGGCAUAUCACUGAUUGACUUUGUGAGUGUAGUGUAAUGCUUUAACUCUGAAUCAAUUCAUAUCACUGAUUGACUUUGUGAGUGUAGUGUUAUGGUUUAACUAUAAAUCGAUUCCUAAAAUUAUUGAAAUCUAUUUUACACAAUUGUUAAAUAUUUGGGGAAACAACUCUUUUACAUUUUGGAGGCUAUGCGUGUUAGCCAACCUGCGGGAUCAAAGGCUGUACAAAAAAUCCAACAAAUAACUUUUCCAAAAAAAAAGUCCCCCAAAAAUGUACAACAGCAUGAAAAAAAUGUGCAGAACAAAAAGAAGAAUUUAAAAAAGUUGCAUUUGAUCAAACUUGUUUAUUUCAUAAUAAAUGUUUUGAAUGCAUGCAAACUUUGCCAUCUUGAUAAUUUCUGUAUUGGUUUGAAAAACCAAAUGAGGGUGUUUGUUAAUUUUAGACUGUGAUUGCAAUGAAAUUUGCAAAUAAGACCUCAGCCCUUGUAACUUUAUCUGUGGCCCUAUGGUACAUGAUGAGGCGGAGAAAAGAGGAUUUAAUAUUUAGAAUCUCCCUUCUUUGAUCUCCCUUUAUCGCCUCAAAGUCAAUGUGUGCAACUUUCUUUAAAAAUGUGCUCCAACGUCAUCAUAGCCUGAAGGAAGCACUCGAAUGUCAUAAUGUCUGAAGCAAGUACGCGAAUGUCAUAAUAGCCUGUAGCAAGCUUUUGAAUGUCAUAAUAACCUGAAGCAAGCACUCGAAUGUAAUAAUAGCCUGAAGCAAGCACUCGAAUGUCAUAAUAGCCUAAAGCAAGCUCUCGAAUGUCAUAAUAGCCUGAAGCAAGCAUUCGAAUGUCAUAAUAGCCUGAAGCAAGCACUCGAAUGUCAUAAUAGCCUGAAGCAAGCACUCGAAUGUCAUAAUAGCCUGAAGCAAGCACUCGAAUGUCAUAAUAGCCUGAAGCAAGCACUCGAAUAUCAUAAUAGCCUCAAGCAAGCACUUAAUGUCCCAUUUAAAAAAUGCAGGGUUAGAUCCGAUUAAAGAAGCAUCGAUUAAUGCCAGGGUAAUCGGUCACCCGCUCAGAGGGAGAAAAUUCCCCCGAUUCAUGCCUAAUUCCAACUUUCUUUACUGCCAUUUCUGGAAAUUGCAUUUUUGCUAAGAACUACACCAAUAGAUUUGUAAAUAUGGCUUAUUACUGGAAGUAGUUACUACCACUACCGGUAAUAAUGUGUGGAUUCUGGGUAAAAGCUUUCAGUAUAUUACGUAGAUAUGUAAUGAUCAAACCUCGCUAAGAAUGAGGUUCUGUUUAGCUAUCCCAACAUCGACCCAAAGGUCAUUUUGAAUGGAACAAUAGGAUUUCAGCUUCCAUUUGACCCUUUGACCUAUGACACAGAAGAAGAGACACAUGUUCGUUCUUAAUCAUGUGGAGAAACUAUAGAAAGCCUUGCACUGAACUGGAUUAGCUUGGUUAAAAAAAAGUUUUAAUCUCAUUAUUGCAUUAAUAAAGUGUGUAAUUACUGGUGGAGUCAGACAGCUCAGGUUAUUUUAGGUGGUGAUCAUACCAAGUUUACAAAUCAUAAGAAAUAUGGAAUUCUGGAGAUAUACAAAUAAUGAUAGAAAUGUUGACACAAUAAGUAUCUGGUUGUCAUCGUCCCGUCCCGUCCCCCCCCCCUUCAGGCGACCUGGUUGAUCACAUUUUCUGCCACAGUUUUCCUGGAUGUUGACCUUGGCCUCCUUGUUGGUGUUGUGUUUGCCCUGCUGACUGUCAUCAUGAAAUCCCAGAGGUAUGGAGAGAUGCCUUAAGAUGAAUCAAUAUUCAGCACAAAUAGAUUUAAUUUUUCACAAAAGUAUUUCUAUGGGUCAAAAAUAUUUUAUUUGUGUUUGUCUAGAGAUAUUGUUAAUUGUGCAUCUAUACAAUUAUUGUUGAAUCAAGUGGACAAUUAGGAUUUCAGUCAAUUACGACACACAUCCGAAACAAAAAUAACAAACCAAAAUUAUUUCAGCUGCAGUGUCUUUUGCUUGGGCAAUUGAUUAAAUUUAUUGAUUUCAAAUGUUUUAUUUUUUUGUUUGUAGUCAGUUCAUUAUUUUUUAAUCAAUUAUGUAUAAUUAUGUUGGUUUAUGUUUCAUUACUCAAGGCCUUAUGCUUGUUUACUGGGUCAAGUGCCAGGCACAGACAUCUACAAAGAUGUUGAUGUCUACAAAGUUGUAAGUUUCUUGUAUUCAUGCGCUCUUCAUAAGUCAAACUUUUAAAUGCAUGAAAGUAGUCUGAAGGUCAUAAAUAUCAGUGUGUGUGUGUCAGUGUUUUCCUGUGUUGAAAUGCCCCUGUAUCAAUAUGCGCCCGAGUCAGUAAAUUAUGUUGGGUGAAGUUUUAUUUAAGCUUGACAUUUUGAAAAGAUUGCCAUUGCUUGUAUAAUUAGUUAUUCAUAUUCAUAGAUCCAGGUAAUUGGCAUAUUUCAUGUUAACUGAAAAAUGCUCUUAGCUCGAAUGUGGAAAUGAUUGUUGUUUUACUUAAAUAAAGCGCAAUCAAAAGUACUGCCCUCCUAUCCCCAUGCAAGUACUAAGUGCUUAUGAGUGCACUUGCAUUUAUUAAGAAUUAAUUAUUGAAAUGGAAUCCUUUAUCAUAAACAAUAUUUUCAACCGUCUGAUUUUAUUGUUGGAUUCAUUUAUACUAUUGUUCACAGGCUGAAGAGAUUCCUAACAUCAAGAUUUUCCGCUUCGACUGUGCCUUGUUUUUUGCAAAUUCUGAGUUUUUUAAAAGUUCUCUUUACAAGCUGACAGUGGAUCCCAACAACUUAAAGAAGAUCCAGAGGAAACUCAAUAAGAAAAAGAAGAAAGAAGAUCAUCAACUGUUAAACAUUACUGUUGUAAGUGUUAAAUACGUUGAUAAAUUAGAACAUAUUAUUAAGUACAUGGAACUUAAGAAUUUUAAGAAGUUUAUAAAAAAUUUGGACCUAGGGAAAUGGCAUAAUAAAUUCUUUAAAUAAACAGAUUUGUAAAAAUAAGAAAACAUUUUUUUUUAAAAGUUGGAUUUAACAAAACAAUUAUCAUUUAAAUAUAGACAGUAUUAAUCAGCCCUGAUCCCAAUUUAUUUCAGGAAAUUCAUUUUAAAAUCAGUCAGUGAUUGUACAUUUAAAACUACAUAAUAUAUUGAGCAUAUUCUUUAGUUUUAGGGCCAUAUUCUAGUUAGGGCCAAUAUUCUAUAGUUAGGGGCAUAUUCUAAUUGCGGCCAAUAUUCUAAUUCUAUAGAUUUAGGGCCAUAUUCUAUAGUUUUAGGCCCAUAUUCUAUAGUUCUAGGGCCAUAUUUUAAAGUUUUAGGGCCAUACUCUAUAGCUUUAGAGCAUAUUCUAUUGUUUUAGGGCCAUAUUCUAUAGUUUUACGGCCAUAUUCUAUAGUUUUACGGCCAUAUUCUAUAGUUUUACUGCCAUAUUCUAUAGUUUUACUGUCAUAUUCUAUAGUUUUACAGCCAUAUUCUAUAUUUAGGGCACAUCAGGGCUCAUAUUAAAAUAAGCUGCAAACUUUUGUUGGUUUAAAUUAUGAAAUAAAUUUUUCCAAAUACAAAUAAAUUCCCCUCUUGUGAACAUUUUUUUUUAAAAAUUUGAAUCUGUUUUAUUGCAGGAUUCCGUGGGCAGCGCUGACAUUCAAGCAACAGAAGCAGACGAUGAAGCAGAAAUGGACAAGCAAGUGCCUGGACCAAACAUGAACACAAAUAUAACUAGCGCCAAGAAGCAGGGUGAAGGUGCAGGCAAAGAUCCAAAUUUUAUGACACAAGCCCCAACUUUAACAGAUGUUCAUUAUAUCGUAAUAGACUGUUCUACGAUGAGCUAUGUGGAUUCUAUGGGGGUUAAAGUAUUACAGCAGGUACUUUUAAUGAUUAAAUUAAUGACUGUUGAUUGUAUGUGGGACGUGAGGCACUGCUCUUCGGGAUGCAGCUUUUUUAAUUAAUGACGUUAGGAAAUUAUAAACCGGCUUAUCGUGAUAUUAACAUUUGACAAUUUGAUCAGUGCUUCUUUGUGCCAUGACAUUUGAAAAUAUGAUCAGUGCAUCUUUGUGCCAUGAAAUUUUACAAUAUGAUCAGUGCUUCUUUGUGCCGUGACAUUUGACAAUAUGAUCAGUGCUUCUUUGUGCCAUGACAUUUGACAAUAUGAUCAGUGCAUCUUUGUGCCAUGAAAUUUGAAAAUACGAUCAGUGCUUCUUUGUGCCAUGACAUUUGACAAUACGAUCAGUGCAUCUUUGUGCCAUGAAAUUUGACAAUACGAUCAGUGCUUCUUUGUGCCGUGACAUUUGACAAUAUGAUCAGUGCUUCUUUGUGCCAUGACAUUUGACAAUAUGAUCAGUGCAUCUUUGUGCCAUGAAAUUUGACAAUACGAUCAGUGCUUCUUUGUGCCGUGACAUUUGACAAUAUGAUCAGUGCUUCUUUGUGCCGUGACAUUUGACAAUAUGAUCAGUGCUUCUUUGUGCCGUGACAUUUGACAAUAUGAUCAGUGCCAUGAUGGAUGGGAACACCAUUUAAGAGGAAAGGAAAAAGUGUUUUUUUCUGCCUCUGUUAAAAAAAAAAGGUUCUUUUAAUUUUCUUGAUUGACUUGCCUUAUUUUUUUUUUUAUAUACAUAAAUAUAUUUGAGGGCCCACGAUCAAUUAAUUGAUCAUUCUGGGUCCUGGUUUUAAAUUCAGAGUUGGCCAUCUCUUAGAUGAGUUGCUGUCCAAAUCUAUUGAGUCCCAUCCAUCAGGUUAGCUUGGGAUGUUUUUGCCUGUCUUGGCUUGGUGGGGAUUGAACUCAAGACGACUAGCUACAGCCAGUGCUUGACUUACGACCAUGAUUGGUUCCGAAAGACCGGUCGUAACACGAUUUGGUCGUAAGUUGAGUACGCUAUGUGUACAGUAAUGUGGAGUAAUGUUAUACAAAUAUUUUAGUUAAAUUAUAUCAUAAAUUUUUUAAAUUAUUGUUAUAAAUCAUGGUUUUCGAUGGGAGUUCAAAUGUUCAAACUCUGAAGAGCUCUCCAAUCAACAAACUUUAGUCACGCUUCGGGAAGUCAAUGGACCUAGGGUUAUUGAGUGUGACCGUGUUAUUUCUUAGAAAUUGAUGACGCCGGCUGCCUCCCUUUCCUUAGUUAAUGACCGCCGAUGAUUGCAGACAACACUGUGUGACUGAUACUUGAUGGAGGAAAUAAAUCUUAAAUCUAAUAUGGCUAGUGAUUGUGCCCGUAAAGUUGCACAGGCCAUAAGUUGAGCACUGGCUGUAUUUGGAUUGAGUCAGUUUAGACCGUUUGGUCACCCUAGGGGGUUAUCAUUUCAUCUAUGAAUUUAAUAUUUGUGACUUUAAAAAGAAAACAAAACAAAAAUGGAUGACAAUGAACAAUGAAAUCUGUAAGUCAUAAAGUUUCUUUGCCUUUCAAUUAAAAUAAUCACACUUCUGUUUACUACAAAUUUUUUGCAGGUUAUUUCAGAAUUGAGAGCUUUCAACAUCACCGUAUAUUUAGCACAGUGUAAAUGUAAGCAGUUAUUGAAGAGUUGCGGGUUUUUUUUUUUAUCAAUCCUUGUUAUCCCCAGUGUUUUAAGAAGGUUUUUGUUACAGUGAAUAUUAAUUUAAAGUGCAGUUCUGCUUUCAUGAUAUUAUUGUAUUAUUUGGAUGUGGACACUAACUUUAUAUUACCCAGCAGACAAUUUAUUAAAUUUCUUAAGGAUAAAAAUUUGUUUUCCUGAAAACUAUUAGCUCUAGAAUCUGUUUAAGACAAUUAGCUCUAGAAUCUGUUUAAAACUGUUAGCUCUAGAAUCUGUUUAAGACUAUUAACUCUAGAAUCUGUUUAAGACCGGUAGCCCUAGAAUCUGUUUAAGACUGUUAGCUCUAGAAUCUGUUUAAAACUAUUAACUCUAGAUUCUGUUUAAAACUAUUAGCUCUAGAAUCUGUUUAAAACUAUUAGCUCUAGAAAAUGUUUAAAACUAUUAACUCUAGAAUCUGUUUAAAACUAUUAACAUAUUAUUUUUCAGCGAGUGUACGGGAAAUGUUUGAAUGCACUAAUUUCUAUAAAACGGGAAGCAAGAAUUACAUGUUUUUAACCAUUCAUGACGCUGUAGUCAGUGCCCAGCUUCAUCAGUGGUCUGUUACAGGGGUAAGUCAAUUAUCUUUCCAUUUAGCCCAAGCAAACUUCAUGCAUAAUGAAAUCAGUGAUCUGAUACGGGGGUAAGUCAGUUAUUUGUCCAUUUAGCCAAGCAAACAUCAUGAAUAAUGAAAUCAGUGGUCUGAUACGGGGGUAAGUCAGUUAUUUGUCCAUUUAGCCCAGCAAACAUCAUGAAUAAUGAAAUCAGUGGUCUGAUACAGGGACAAGUCAAAUAUUUGUCCAUAUAGCCAAGCAAACAUCAUGGAAUAAUGAAAUCCUGCUAUAUAAAAAAAAUGGAAUGUUUUGUUUCAGACUACACACAGGUACCUGGUAUUACACCAGUUAUAAUCUAAUUUUGUAUCCUCAGGAAAAUCCAUCACAAAAUGGUAACAACAACAACACAUCGAACUCUUCCAGUAAAGAAGCAGACUUGAAUGAUGAUGGAGGGAAAGGUGUUGAAUUUAGUGAAGAUGUGUUGGAGUCUAAUGGAGGAUCUGUAAUACCAAAGGCAGACAAUCAUGGCAGCAUCGUGUUAGAGAGAACUCCAGUAUAGAACCAGUCUACCUCAUAGGUGUUUCUCUGCUGUCUUAAUUUCAGUUGUGUGUAACUGUGACUUUGAAGGGUAAAACUUGUGUCUCAUCUGGAGAUGAUUUGGACAUGUGGCAUGAUUGCGAUGCAUUUUUAUUACAGUAUUUGCAUUUCAUUUAAGAAGUAUUAGAGGACCUCUAACGGUGAACAAUUUAAUAAAUUGCUAUGAAAAUUGUUUUUUCGACAUGACGUUAGGUGUACCCAUGUGAUAACUAUUUGUCAAGAUCAAAGAUUAUCAGUGCAGUUAUACCAAACCAUUUUUAAGAAAUUAAAGAGACGUUGAUAAGAGCUGCCAUUUGUGAAACAUACUUGUGCUAUUAUUUUCCCCCAAAAUAAUUAUUUAAAUUAAGUCCAUAGCGCUUGCUUGGUAAAUAUUUCUUCCUCAAAGCAUUCAUGUUUUGUAAUUUAAAAAGCAAUAAUUUAAGUUAAGCUGAAGGGAUACAUAUAAACUGUACACAACUUCUCCAUUUGAUAACUGCUGUGCACAUACUGAAUGUUGAAAUACAACAGUUAUGGUCUCAAGGGAGAUAAUGAGUUGCCCAGACAGACAUGAAAAUGGCAUUUGUCCCUUAAUGUAUGAAAUGGAUGUUUAAUUUUACACAUUGCUAAGAAAUAUAACAAUUAAAUUAUCAGUCUUCCUUGCUUGGAGUCCCAACAAAGAUAUUUGUAAAUAAUAAAUUCUGUCUUGUACUGAUAAAUGCCUUGGUUUUAUGUAAGGCCAUUCUCGUGUUUAGAAUAAUUUCUUACUUAAUCUGCUGUAAUCUGAAGCAAAUGUUGAUAGAGUGUUUAAAUUGUGCUCAAAAGGGAUUUUAGAUUUUUUUGUUAAAAAUCUAUGAAGCCCUAAAAUCACUAAGAUUAGCCUAUAUUUUGUCCAAUCAUUGUGUAACUCUCCUUGUGGAGUUCUGGUGUGAACACUUAAAUCAACCAACAGUAUUGAGUUAUCCUUUAAUUAAAAUGUACAUCUGUUGUGUAAAGCACCAUCUCAUUUUCAUUUUAAAUAUUUAAAUUACAAAAAUUAUCAAAGAAAAUUACAGUUUGUACACUCUAAGGUAAAGACUGAAAUUUUUUUUUUUUCAUUUACACAUAAGGUAAAGAAUAAAUACUUUCUUUGCUUAAAAGAACGGAAUCUGUUUCUUCGCUAAAAAACAAUGACACAGGUAUCAAGACAUUUUAAAAAAAUGUUUGUGUGGAGAUUAGAUUAUUUUUUAAUGCAAUGAACAUUUCUAUAUACAGAUUUCAUACAAAGAUUAUUUCAAACAUCAAAAUGUUUCUAAUUUCCAGGGUAGUGCAACUACUAUAUAUACUUUUAAUAAUUAAACUAGGUCCUUGUAACCGAUAUAUCAGACACAAGGCAAGAAUUUUAAAAAAUUAUAAUAUAACAUAUGCACUAAUAUUUACCUUUAUUUUUUUCAUGUGAAGAAAAGUUCAUUUAUUUUAUAAAGCAUUUAUUUGCCUGUUAGCAUAACCUGUUUCAAAGUGAUGAAUAUGUAUUACACAAUGCCUGUUUAUACAAAGUUUAUACACAUCUCAAAAUAUGUCAUUCCCUGUGUUACACUGACUUCAUUGCCUGGUAUUCAUGUCAUAACAUUAAGAGUUUCAUUUGGUGAUAUAAAUUCAUAGAACUUAUCAUACCCAUUGUUUCAUUAUCAAAUUAUGAUCCAUUUUUAGUGAUCAUUUUUGGUAAUAGGAAAAGAUAGCUCAAGAUAGAUAUCUUAUAUAAAUUGUGAAUCCUAAGUGACUUAGUUUUCAUGCUCCUUAUUUCUUCCUUGAAUCCCAUUAGUUCAAGAGCGACAUGUCUUAUGUAUAUUUUGCUUCUGGUGUGUCCUGCUUCCUCUUCAACCCCCACCCCCAACUGCACAUAUUUUUUAUAUUAAUAGUACUAAGGGAAAAAAAAAAAGCCAGCAUCAUGUGCGACAGUUAAACUCGGGUAAAUAGUUUUUUUUUCUUUCUUUAGUGGGAGGCCAAUAUUAUAUUAAUGGAUAAAGAGUCAAAGGUAUGGUGUAGGACUGUCUAUAGGACUAUUGUUUAAAGGCUGGCAGGUAGGGUGUAGGACUAUUUUUUAAAGGCUGGAAAGGCUGGUAGGUAGGGUGUAGGACUGUCUGUAGGCCUACUAUUUAAAGGCAGGCAUAUAUUAUAGAAAAUAAAACGUUUACUUGGACUCACUGAGUAUUUUAUCAAAAUACCAGGACCCAGCCUACAAAAAAAACUGCAUCUGGUAACACCCUAGUAUGGUUAAUAGUUGUGUGUGUCCAUUUCCUGCCACUGAUCAUUCCAUCAAAAUUGUAUCAUUUGUAAAUAACUCCAGAGUGUACAUAUAUUAUUUUAAAAUACAAAGUAAUUUCAAUUCUAUACAUAUAUAUAUAUUAUGAAUACAUGAAACCAUACAAAUUACUAUUAUUACGUUACACUUUUAUAUAUAUAUAUCCAUAGUGGAUCAAAAUGUAUGGACUGUGACAAUUCAGUCAAAAGAUUCUGUCCUAUGAAAAUGUGUGUAAAUGUACAGUGUAAAUGUACAAACAUUUUAAACUGUUUCAAAAAUAAAACAUCCUAAAAAUAAAAUCUUGUUCUUCAAAAUUAAUUAAUUUUUUUUUACAAAAUGAGCAAAUGAGUACUAUUUAUUUAUUUAUUAUCAUACAUUAUGACUGUGAAACAAUGAAAUGAGUUUCUUCUUGUUGUAAUGGUUAUUCUUAAUCAGUUUAGAAAAAUUUAAUUUAAAAAAAUCAAAAAAAAAUCUUUAUAAAAAUUAACCUAGCAAAUUUUAAGGUUCCUAUGCAAUAUUAACAUUUAGGAUAAAUACAACAAACAAAAUGGCAUUUGUUUCAUGUAUAAUUUAAUAUAAUGGUAUAACUUUUGAUUUGUUCAGAACAUUUUAUUAAAUCACACUUACGGCAUCAUUUAUUAAAUUUGUGAUAAUCUUUUUACUGCAUCAUUUAACUUUAUUGUGGUAUUUAAAAUGUUAAAUUAAUGAGAAAUAAAAUUGAAUUGGUCCUUAUAUAAAUAGUGUGUCUGUUUAUGGCCACUUUAACUUGUAGAAUUUAUAUUUACUUGACUUUCUGUUUGAACUCAUGUAAUCAGAACAUUUUGAUAUCCAGGAGAAAAAACUGUAGAAAUAAUAGCAUAUCUGCUGGAAAUUUUUUUAAAGACAUUCCAUAAGAGAUUACAUAGGCAAAAACGAAAAUGAGAGCCUCAUUUGAAGAGUGUACAUUUUCUUAACAUAGACAGUAAUUGUUAUAUAGUGUUCAGUAUAGUAAAUACCUUUUCAAGUUAAAAAAAAAAUGCUUUGAAAUUCCGUAAAUUCAUCCUUUUCAAGUUCAAAUUUUAACAAUUGAAACUUCCAUAUAAAUUAUAAAUUACCCUAGACAUAAACUUCCUGAAAGGCUGAAAUUAACAAAGCAUCAAAGUAAAGCUAUUUGGGAGUAAAUUAAUACCCUUUGUGUAAUUUUAGCAGAUUGUACAUAAUAUUAUUCCUACAGUUUAAUAGUUUUCUUAACAUAGUAUAUUUGUUUGAAUACAAUAUACUGUUGAAGGAUGACAGAUGUAUGCUAUAUGUUUAUUAUAUUAUAUAUAUAUCAUAAGUCAUGUUAAACAUGCUUAAAAUAAGUGAUGAUUCCAUGUACUUAAUAAAACAGAAAUCUGUAUGGAAAGCUGCCUUGGUAGGCAGAAGUGUUAAACUUCAUGCGGAUGUCAAAGAAAAAAAUUGGGUUUAUGUUUACAGAAUCAAAAUUUUUAAAAUUUGCACAAAACAAUUUAAAAUCCAAUUUUAGAGUGCAACAGGACAUGUAUUGUGCAAACAUAUUGUUACAAUCAUAGAAUUGUGUACUGUGCAAACAUAUUGUUACUGUCACAGAAUUGUGUACUGUGCAAAGCAAACAUAUUGUUACUGUCACAGAAUUGUGUACUGAGCAAACAUAUUGUUACUGUCACAGAAUUAAUUUUUUUCUUCCCCAGAUUUUUCAAAAAAAUCUAUCUGCAUAUUUUAUUAUUAGUAGUUUCUCUUUAUUGCUGCUAAUACUUAGUGUGGGUUCUUAAAAAAUUUCUGAGUAACUACAGUACAUUUUGUGCUUUUAAGUUAGGAUUUUAAAUUAGGAUGUGCUUUCCCCCUUUUUUUUAACUGAGCACAAAUAUUAGAAUAGUUACACUGUUUAUUAUGAACUCGGUAGUAAGCUCCUACUGGUACUAGAUCUGUGUGUUACUUCCAUGAUGCUGCCAAUAUACUAAAAUGUAUUGCUAUUGAAGAAAAUGAGUUUAUGUAUGUUUUUUUAAAUUUUUUUAAAAAAGGGGGGGGGGGGGGGGAAGAGCUAGAGGACCACUUCUUUUUAUGUUAACUCUUGUCUUCUCAUUUUUUACUUGUACUAUUUUUCAAUUCUGACUGUUAAAGCAUCUAUUUCCUCGAGAUACGCAUCCAUUUCCUAGAGAUGCUAUCUAGUUUCUGUUGAGAUAAUAGAUUACGAAACCAACCAAACCCAACCACUGUCUUAUUUGGACCAUAAAUUAGUAAUAAACUAUAUCAGUUCUUUUCAUUCCCAAAUUAACAUUUACAUGGAAUCUCAUAUGGCAAUUAUCUUUUAGAGCAGUAAGAGCAGUAAUUUGUAUGUGUGUCAUGUCAUUGCUGUUGAUAAGCACCAACUAACAGAUGUGAUUAAAAUGCUUAGAAACUUUAACAGCUUGACAAAAUGUUCACAAAAGAAAUAUUAAGUUAUUUCUAUUCUAUUAACUAAAGAAAAUUGUUUACAUUAAUAAAUUGAUGAAGGUGUUGUCAGUAUUUUUCAAAUAUUGUUCAAAACAGCCACUUUAUGUUACUGUGACCAUUGCUAUCUUAAUUAAUUUACCACAGUGAAAGUUUUCUAAAAAUAUUUCAUCCAAGGAUCUGUGAAUGCCAGCUAUUGCUGUCGUUAGUUUACUAUAUGAUAUUGAUACAUCAUAUCAUUUUUCUGAGCACCCUACAAAUAGAUCUAGUCACACAGACUGUAACAAUAAUUUCAUGAAUUUUUUUUAAAUCAUCAAACUUUAUUUUUUAAUACGAGUCAACUGUUUUGUACUUGGAAGAUUGUGAAAAUAAAAAGCAAGAGUUUUUAAGGAUAUUUAUAUAUGUGUGUUGUUUUAUUAAUUUUAAAAUAUCAAAUUGUUCAAUACAUUUUUAUGAAUAUCAGUAGUAAAAAAUACAUUUUUGGUUAACAUAUUUAACUUAAUAACAUUAAUUGAAGACCAUAAUAAUAAUUUACACAAUUUAUUCCAAAAAAAUCUUUUUUGGAUUUAGCUGCCAAAAGUUUUACUCAAUUAAAAAUUAUGGCCACAUGUAACUUACGUAGUAAAAUUUCAUCCUUAUACUGAAAAACACAUGACAAGCUGGUAAAACAUUCCUGUGUGUUAAAUGCUUUAUCUAUAUUCAUCCUUAAUGUAUUAUGUUAAAAAAAACGACUGUAAGCAAAAUUAAAAAUCGUUAACUACACUUAAGAUUUAAAAUAAAAUACAUGUACACACUUUAUUUAUUACAGUUAACCAUUGAAGAUAUUUUUGCCUUAAAAUAAUACUAAAGUCUCAAUAUGCAUGUGCAUAACAAUAAAAUGAAUAAGAACAUUUAUCCCUUUUAUCUUCUAUUUCCAAGACAGUUCUUUAUAAGUUAACAUGAACAGUCUCAUUGAGAGUGUAACAAUUUUAAUUAAUGAGGUGGGAAAGGGUAUUAAUUUCCACCAAGAUAUAUUUUAUUGUCCAAGUUAAAUUGCAUGCUUAACUAGGUGUUUUGCAGAUAUGAACUUAUGAUUAAUCUAAACACUUAAAUGUUAAGGGUAAAAAUGCAAAAGCUCCUGAAAACAAAAUAAAAAGCUUGAGAAUUAUAAACCUUUAAAAAUAUGCCAAGGAGUGGUUAACUGACGCUACUAUAAUUCAACAGUUGUACUCUGUACAGUACUAUUAAAAGUCUAUAGUGCAUUUUUCUAUGGCACAGCUCUGAAUAUUCUUAUUUUAAAAUCUACAAACAAAUAGAUAGCAGAUGAAAACAAACCAUGUAAAUGUGAAAAUAAUUUUAAAAAACAUUAGACAAAAGUGGUGUUAAUGUGUGAAAUAAAAAUUGUAUAACUGAUCUGAUAAAUCCAUCAAUGUUCUGUUAUUUACAUCAACUGAUACCUAAAUUCACAUUAAAAAUUUUAAAUUGAAGAAAAAACAUAUCCUUUUUUUUACUUGAAGUAAGUGAUUUGUCCGGCACUUCUCAAUUAAAAUAAAAAUAUAAACAAUAAUUUGAUUUUUAUUCUAAUACCAGUAAAACGAGCUGAUUUGAGAUGGGAUUAAGCAUUAAGCUAUUUUCCACCCCAAAAAAAAAAAAAAAAUAAAAAAGUAAGGUGCACAUUAAAAAAAUCGUUCAAUGCACUUUUCUUUCUUUUAUGCAAGCAAUUACUCAUACUGUCCAAUAAAGUCAUUCAGUAAUCAUGUAAUUGAAUAUUAUUUUGAUUCACAAAUAACAGUAUAUAUAUUUUAAGACCAUACCUUGGUCAAAUGAGUGUCAAAUAAUCAACAGGCAAAACAGCAAUGAUAUUGAAUUGAACAUUUUACAAAUAGUUACUUUUUAAAUCUUCAAGUUAACAUUUUAUCUUUUGGCCGUCUUAUAACUUCAUACAUAAUAUCAUUUGAUAAAGACCUUUGAUACUGUUUUUCAUAAUUUGCAAAGAAUUUAUUU
Molecule: messenger RNA, 54521 nt
Organism: Lymnaea stagnalis (great pond snail)
Lineage: Eukaryota; Metazoa; Mollusca; Gastropoda; Lymnaeidae
Source: the annotation of a GenBank genome assembly